CUUAGAACGUCACUUCCGCUCGGUGUUUGUUUACUUCCGGUAACUGAGGUUUUUCCAUCUAGCUCCAGGUUUACUCCCAGCGUGGGUUACUGAUAUUGAAGCCCUCUGUUUAUCAGCUCUGAGUCGGCCAUCAUUUUAGUUAUUGAUCUGUGUGAGGGCUCCCUCCUGGUCAGAUUGCCGAACCGUGUUAUCAGCCAGGCUCGGAGCCCGCCGUUAUCUGCCAAUGGCAGGACCUCAGAUGGAGGACAGCGCUCUGGACAUGGUGACAUGUGAAGAUGAUGGCGAGGAUGAGGAAGGAAUACAGAAUGGAGCGGAGGAAGAUGAAGAAUGUCAGGAGAUCAUUGAGCCAGCAGAGGUGAAAGCAGAGCCUGCUGAACAAAGUGACAGAUUGACCCCUCAGGAGGAGGAAAUGGAAGAAGAAGCUGAAGCUUGCGCUGUGGAAUCUGGUAUUUUAUUCUGUGUUAAAAAUGCUCCCCAUGUUAACCCCCUUAAGGCUUCUUUUUACAGGUGUGCAGGACAUUGAGGACCAGAGCAAAUUUGGGAUUUACUGUUUGCUUUGUAUGGUUUAUUAUUAUUAUUAUUAUUAUUAUUAUUAUUGUACUUAUUUUAAAAGCAGUUAAAGGGACUUUAGGCAGCAUAGCUACUAGUGCACACUGUACUGGCUAAAAAGGCUUAGUGCCAUCCCCUGGUAUAAUGGCUUAGUUAAAAAAAGCAUGUGUUAGCAGAGAGUGUAGGGCAAACAUAUUCUCAACCCAUAUUAAAUGAGACACUGGAACUUCUGCUUAAGGUAUAUCUGAAGAGGAGGUUUUCCCAGAUACUGGAGACCCAGGUAAGGUCCAAACCAUUUGAAAAUGGUUUGAUGCUAUUCUCUGGGAAAAGUCCUCUUUGUACUUUGUACUAGUACCACAUUCUGAGUGAAUAUGGUACUUAGGCUUCCCAUUUAAAUGAACACUUUAAGCCACAUUACCACUAUAGUGUGCUGUAGUAGUUAUUGUAUUAGGAAUGCCCUGGGAACGUCCCACUGUAAGGAGUCAAAUCACUUUAGAACUAAAACUUAACCACCGCUCAGUGUGAACUGGAAGGGUUUGGCUCAUUGGCGGAGAGCGAUCAGCUGAGACUCUCAACCAGUGCACCAGCUCUGCAGGGCUUCGUUCAGGAGAGCCAACGAAAGCUCCCUGUAUCUCACUUAUCUGUAGUGGUGGUGUGAAGUGGUUUCUGGCACCAUAACCACUACAUCACAUUCCAGUUUGAUAGUUUUUUUUGUUUUUUUUUUUAGUUCUAGUUUUUUAUAAUUUUAUUAGUAAAUUUACCCCCAAAGAAAGCAUUCAUGUAUUUUUUCCUGCAUGUAUUCUUUGGGGCUGUAUGGAAAAAUAGCUUGCAAAAGCAGCAGACCUAUCAAGUGCAACCUUUGCAAGCCCUCUCUCGCUCCCCUUUUCCAUGCGCAGACUUGCAGUGUAUGCCAUGGGAUACACCAAUCAGAGGUUACUAAUGGAGAAGCCUCUGUGCCUGUCCUUCUCCAUAAGCUGUAACACCGCAAACUUAAGUUUUUAUGUCUGGAGUGUUCCUUUAAUUCUAGAAUCUAAAUUAAUAACGCGGAUAAGAGGGGAGUGUGAUCUCUGGGCAUCAAGAACCCAUAUUAUAGAUGCAUGAGGAGUGCAGUUGCUCUGGUUCAACCCUCUCCCCCAAUUGUAAAUGGUGAAACUGUUUCAGAAAGUUGGCCGUCUGUCUAAGCUCGUACGGCUUAUUGGCCGAGAGAGAUCAGCUUAAGUUCUCAGCCAAUGAAACAGCCCUGCACUACAUUGCUUAGUAUACACAUUCCAAAGGGGAUACAGUUGUAAACUAAGAGAAAAUUCACAACACCGUGUAAUUUACCAUCAAUAUUUCACCACUAUUUAAUUGAUCUCACAAGAGAUAGUAAGGUAUCAUCAUUUUAACGUGCCUUCCCCGAGGUAUUGGGGUCUGGCUCUGAUAGCACGCCCAGUACACUCUCUGCUCCAAAAAGGAACUCAGAGGUCGAAAGUUUGUGGCAAAAAAAAAGACGUGUCUAUAAGUGCCAUUAUAUAUAGCAGCAGAAUAUUGAUUUUUUACUUGUAUUACACUAUGUUGUGUAAUUUUUUUUCUUCUUAGAUUUUAGCUGUAACUUUUACUGGAUUUUGAUUGCUAUUGUUUGUGGGAUGGAGUUUUGGGGAAAGUCUCCUGGGAAUUGUCUAUUUAUUCCUUCACACCAGGAAUGACUACAAGUUAAGACUUACUUUAUGUACUAUAAUCCUUUUGGUGUAUAUUGUGUACUAUAUCUACAGCACCUAGCUCUGGAAAACUAACAGAAGCGCCUAAGCAGGAGCUUCCAGCUCCUUGGAGAAAGUAGUUGAGGCUUGAAGCAGCAAAGCGACUUACCAGACAUCAGGUGCAAUUUUAAAAAACUAGCGCUCCAGGACCUGGGAACUAUGUUUACCCCAGCAGCAAUUUCCUACUUGCCAAGUGCUCACAGUCCUCUUGCAGUGUGCUCUCACCUGCCCUCCAGCACACUGGAGGUAAGGUAAGACUGCUCUAGUUUUCUCCGUAAUGUCUCCGUAAUUAUUACGGUACUUUGUUUUUAUUCCAUAGAUAGAUAGAUAGAGGUAGGCUCUUUCUUCCCUUCCCGUGUGGCAGAUGUUAUAAAGCAGCUUCAGAUGAAGCUCAAAAGGCAGAAGUUUUGUCCUUCAUGUCAUGGUUCCAGAAUAACCUGCAGCAAACUUUGGACAUAAAGGAAGCUGCUCUGCUAUCGGCACAGUCUGCCGUGCAGUCGAACCCUAAUAAAACGGCUGAACUAAGCUCUCCUCCUUCAAAAAAGAAAAGGUUGCAUUGGGAGAUUCCAGGAUGCAAUGACAAGAGAGCAGAAUCUUGCUUUAAAAUAGCUUCUUUUUUUUUACCCAGAAUAAGGCACUAAUUUCAAGUGCAUCAGUGGCCAAAGCUCAAAGAUGUUGGCUGGAUACUUUGGAGAAAGUUUAUAUGGGUGAAUCAAGAGAAGAUCCUGUAAAACUUCUUAGGAACGUUAAAGGGACACUAUAGUCACCCAGACCAUUUUAGCUCAAUGAAGUGGUCUGGGUGCCAGGUUCCUCAGGUUUUAACCCUUCAGAUGCAAACAUAGCAGUUUCAGAGAAACUGUGUACAUUUGGGGUUAAGCAAGCCUCUAGUGGCGGUCUUCCGGACAGCCACUAGAGACGCAUCUGCAAUGUUUGAGGCAUAUUAUGCCUUAAUCACGCUGACCGUCCGUAGGAAAGCAUUGAAAAAUGCUUUCCUUUGGACACUUUGAAUGCGCGCGCGGCAGUGCCGCGCAUGCACAUUUGGCUCCCGUAAGGAAGCCUGGCGCUGGAAUUAGGUGAGCUACUGAAGGGUUUUUAACCCCUUCAGUGCCACGGGUGGGGGCACCCUCCGGGUACUAUAGUGUCAGAAAAACAGAUUUGUUUUCCUGACACUAUAGUGUCCCUUUAAAAUGGCUGUGGCUUUUCUGGCUGAUUCUUCAUCUGUUUCACUUUCAGCAAAAAUGAUGGGGCUUUCUAAUGUAACCAGACGUGCAGUAUGCCUCAGAAGCUUGCCUGCUGAUCCUGCUUGUAAAAAUUUGUUGUGUGAUCUUCUUGGUCACAACCGGAUGACCUGCUAAAACAUAUGGCGGAAGGUAGGAAAGCCUUACCUGAAGAAAAGAUUAAAAAAAAAUUGGAACAAGCCAUUCUUCAACAAAACCAGAAGUUUUUACAGAGACUCCUUUCGUAGGUUCUCAUAUAAGAAACAUCAAAGAAGGCUAUUUUCUUUUCAAGAUAAAGGCAAAAGGAAUUUACCAUAGAAAAAUAAUAAGAUGAUGAUGACACCAUUCCAGUAUGUGGCAGACUUCUGUUAUUCAUUUCAAUAUGGCAGAAGACUACUACAGACAGCUGGAUCCUUUCAGUGGUUCAAAGAGGUUACAGAAUAGAAUUUUCCGACAUUCCUCCAAGCAGUUUCCUUUGUUCAACCGUGCAUUCCGAAGAUAUUGCGUCAGUUGUUCUCCAAGAAGUUUUGGUCUUGUGGCAGAAAAAUGUGAUCGAGAUACUUCCAGAAGGAGGAGAAUUCAAGGGCUCUUAUUCAAAAUGUCCUAUUCUGGAUUUAAAAUACGUAAACAGAUUUGUGCUUCAGAAAAUGUCACAUGGAAAACCUCUUCUUCUCUGCCUCUCACAUAAUUCCUCCAGGUUCAUGGCUAUGUUCCAUCGAUUUGCAAGAUGCCUAUCUACACAUACCCAUAGCAGCAGCAGCCAGCAGAAGGUUUUUAAUAUUUGCCAUCAGAUAUCAGGAUCAACUACGGCAUUUCCAAUUCACGGACUUGCCCUUUUGGCAUUUAUUUGGCUCCAAAAGUCUCUUUUCCAAGAUACUUAUGGUCAUCAAAGCAGAAUUGCGAAAAAGAGGUUUCAACAUCGUACCUUACCUGGACGACUGGUUACUCUUAGCUUCUUCAGAGAUGCAAAUGCUGAAUGGCGUCAGAAGAGCUUCCAGCAACCUACAAAAACAUAGUUGGAUUAUAAACAAAGACAAAUCGGACCUUACCCCGUCUCGUUCUAUCCUUUUUUUUUGGGUCUCAUUUUAGACUCCAUUCAAAUUAGGAUUGUCCUUCCAGAGGAGAAGAUAAACAAAAUGAAAGUAACCAUUAUCAACUUGCAAAAGAAGAAGAUUUGCACUAUAAGAGAAGCAAUGAGACUUCUGGGUUUGUUCACUGCCACAAUUCCAGCUGUAAACUGGGCCAAGGCACAUAUAAGACCAUUACAGAAGAAUAUCCUCGCGUCCUGGGACAGGAAAACUUUGUCCCUAGACCAGUCCAUGAAUCUAAACUCCUCUGAUCUGCUGAGCUUCCGUUGGUGGAUGACAUUGCAUUUCCUUUCAGAAGGUCUUUUUGUUUACGUAACAACUGACGCAUCAAGUAUGUGAUGAGGUGCUCACAUGGAUACAAAACUGACAAAAGGCUAUUGGAAUCUGCAAGAUGCAAGGAAAUCUUUAAACUUCAGGGAACUGAAAGUCGUAUGGUUGGAACUUCUCUCCUUCAAAAGACAUCUGGUGGGUCAUCUCACACCAAAAAGUCAGACAAUUCAACCGCGGUAGCCUAUGUUUACAGAAAAGGGGGGACGCUCAAUUGCUCUAGAACAGUUAUGCUCCAACAUAACGUUGGUCAGAAAUACACCUUUUGUCAGUAUCUGCAGUCCACAUAAAGGGAGAAAGAAAUACGCUUGCAAACGCUCUCACCAGGAAUCGCCUGAAACAGGGAUAUUGAUUUUUCUCCUCAAAUUUUUUUAGGAAAUUAUGGAAAAAUUUGGAAUUCCAGUGAUGGAUCUCAUGGCCUCCAGGGAAACCAAGAUGCAUUGAGAAAGUGCUUUGUCUGAAACAUUUGUACGGAUGCUUGUUCUUCAAUUAAAGCUGUAGCACUUGUUGCGCGCACACACUUGUGGUUGCGCUUCCCUCCUUCUUUUCUAAAUUUUGUCUGCAAAUAUCACUGUAGGAGUCACAGUGGGAUGGGAUAGCAGCACCUGUACCUUGUUGUUUUACUGCCUAUUUGGAGUACUGUGUUACUCCAGUCUUUUUUUCAUGUGAUCAACUUAUAGAGAACAAAGAAAUCCCAGAAGAAGUUCUGCGAAUGCGCAGGUUGAUGGCCUGGCUGCUGCACAGCUGAUACUUCACCACAAAGAUCUGGCUGAAAAUAAGUUUAACAUCUUGCUAGGUUCCACAAGAAGAUCCACGUCUAAAAUCUAUUUGAGAAUUUGGCUGAAGUUCCUCCAUUGGUGCCAUAGUAAUCACGGCCUUCAUCUUCAACGGAUUUCAUCAUCCGUUUCCUUCAGGAAAGAUUCUCUGCGGGGCUUAGUGUCUCUAGCCUAAUGGUCCAACUAUCUGCUAUUUUGGUAAAAAAAACCCUGGCUACAGACCUUCUUAUUCGUAGACUUAUUUUUUAUCAGACCUACUACUAAGUCCUUUUUUCCAACUUGGGACUUGUCUAUUGUGCUUAGAGCACUUUGGAACCCUCCUUUGGAACCGAUAGAAGAGAUUCCUUUGAAGCUGCUAUUCUUUAAGACUGUGUUUCUGGUGGCAAUCACAUCUGCAAAGAGGGUUGGUUGAGUUGAUUCAGGCCCUAUACGCUUCUGAAAACGUCACAAUUUUUUCCCCUGAAAAGGUUAUUCUACAUCCUAAACCAUCUUUUUUGCCAAAAGUGAUCACUUCAAAAGCAAUUAACAACCCGAUUAUACUGCCAUCUUUUUGUAGCAACGCUUCUCAUCCUCAAGAGAGAGGCACAUGUGUGACGCACAUGACUUGGCACGUGUUGUAUGUCAGGAGAUCUCUCCAGAUGUACAUCCUCCGAUCUGCUGAUUUCAGAAAAUCAGACCACCUAUAUGGGGUUUUUUUUUUUUUUUUGUAAAUUGAAAGUUAAUAAGGUCUCAAACAAUAAGAUUUCCAGAUGGCCUGUGGAUAUGAUUAAGCAAGCCUAUUCUUUCAAUAAUCUGCCUACCACUUUAAAAGCACACACUCUACCAGAUCCAUGGCCACUUCUAGGGCUGAAAAAUAUCAGGCUUCGCCAGAAGACAUUUGUAAGGCAGCCACCUGGUCAUCCUGUGAUACCUUUAAUAAACACUAUAGGCUAGGUAUACUCUAGGCUUCUGAAGCCUCUUUCAGGUGCAUGGUGCUUCAUGCAGUGGUUUCCUGAUGCCUUUCCUUAAAUUUGGGAUAUUGCUAUAUCCCUCCUGUACUGCCACCAUAUGCCAAGCAAAACAGUAAUUUUUACUUAUAGUAAAUUAGCUUUUUUCCUUGAUAUCGGGGCAGUAUAAGUCUUCCUCCCUUAUUUUGAGAUUUCAUUUUUUUUUUCAGUAUUGGCGUCUCUGUGCAGUUCUUGGUAUGAGCUGAGGUAUGAUGGGCAGGAUGGCUUAUAUACCAGUAGGGGGAGUUGCCCCCUAUCUUUUAGUUAUUGUCCCUAAGGAAUACAUUUUUUUGUUUGUUUUUUUUUGCUUUUAGUUAUUUAUUUUUAUGAUGAUUGUACUAUUGACUACAUUCUCAGUAGAUAAAAAAUUAGAAAUCUAACUAGGAGAGGAAAAAAAUUAACUUUCACCAUUUUAAAGGAUUUAGUUUCUUCCCCUAAUAAAAUGGAAGCAUGUCAAAGCUGUUUCCCUGCGUCAGAAAAAUUGUCACUUCCACAUUGGCGGGAAAAUAUCUCGGAAAGUAAAGGCACACUUUUGCAUUUUUAUUAUACAUUGGAGAUAAUAUAUAUGUGAACCCAUAACAGAAUUUUUAAUUACCUUUAAUUCCUUUUUGAAUGUUUGCAGUAAUCACAAUUCGGUUCUACUUUUUCAUUGGCUAGGCAUCUUCAAAUGUGUAAUUAAAAUUGCAGCAUCCUACUGUCCAGACAUCUCACCUGUUGGAUAAAAAGCCCUCACAGUAACAGGAAUCUCAAUCAAAUAUAAGACCGAAAAUACUGAAAAAUGAAUUUAAAGGGACAAUGUAGACAUUAUAACUGCUUCAUCUCAUUAAAGUAGUUAUAGUGUCUGGAGUACCCUGUUGCCAUCCUUAAACCAUUUUUAACGGCUUAAGGGGAUUCUCCAGUGCCCCUCUCCCUCCCUCCCCCCCAUCCCAAGUUACUUAAGGGGUUAAAACUCCUUCAGUGACUUACCAGAGUCCAGCGCCGAUGUCCCUUGGUGCUGGGUCAGGCUCCGCCUACUCUCCUCCCCUGCAGACGUCAGCCGGCGGGGAAGACCGCAUGCGUGGCAAAGGCAGUACAUGUGCAUUAGAUCUCCUCAUAGGAAAGCAUUAUACAAUGCUUUCCUAUGGGAAUUUCGGCGACGCUGGAGGUCCUCACAUAGCUUGAGGACAUCCAGCAUCGUUUUAAAAUACUUUUCGUGUUCUAUGAACACGGAAGUCCCUCUAGUGGCUGUCUAGUAGACAGUAGACAGCCACUAGAGGAGGAGUUAACCCUGCAAUAUAAAUAUUGCAGUUUAUAAAAACUGCAAUAAUUACACUUGCAGGGUUAAGGGUAGUGGGAGUUGGCACCCAUACCACUCCAAUGGGCAGAAGUGGUCUUGGGCCUGGAGUAUCCCUUUUAAUGAUAAAUGAGAGUCCACAGUAGAGCAUCCCUUCUGUUAUUUGGACUACUGAGGAAGCAUUGGCCUGUGCAGCAAUGGGUGACUAUCACAAGGUAAAACCCCAACAUGCAGAGUUUAGGAUAGCAAAGGACGAAACCAGGAAAUAACCUAUUACUGGGCUUUAGACUGGCCGGUCUUAAAGUUGGACAGAGGGAAAAGCGUAGUCAAGGUGACCUCGUUCAGGGUAACCGAGAGACAAUGUAAACAAGAACUGCCCAGAGUCAAAUACAUGGAAUUCAGUCAAACAGGCAAACACAGGAAAGGGUUUAAGAUAAACGCACAGUCAGUAGCAAAGCCAAGGUCAAUACCAGAAAAUACCCCAGGAAUCAAGAAAUGUACUAAAAGUUAAAGGAAUCAGAAACUACAAUAGGGCACAGUAGAUUGGACUAGGCAUGCUUAAAUACCUUCAUGUGACUUUUUGGAUUGGUUUAUGUCAUUAGUGCGACCCCCAGAAUGUGUGUGCAUGGGGUCGCCGUAACUAACUUGUGGCUCCCAUUGCCUCUUUAAGAACGUGUUCGGGACACGAACAUCAUUCUGAAUUAUACUAUUUGGGCCGCGCAACUGUUCAACUCUGCUUUCGGAGGCGCCUCUCAGGUUAGAAACUCGAGGUAGGUCCCGGUCCUGCGGUGAGCCCUCUUGCCCGAUUGUGAGAGCAAGAAAGAUAUCAGUUUGAAGCACGAAUUCGGAUGGUGAAGAGGGGAGUGGCACUGUACCACGGAUUGUGGUUGAUUAUGGUAGAUUAAUCGCCAGAUAUCAGGAGCUUUGAAGAAUGGCAUCCAGUCAGCUCAGACCUGCUAAGUUAUUUAUUAAUUGUAGCGGAGCUGCAAUACCUGGCAUAGGUAUUUGCACCAAAUCCUCUUGAAGCUGGAACAAGCACUGUUGGUGAAUAGCUCUAUUCCCCCCGUAACUAGACGACACAUAGUUCUGGAAGUACAUCUGAUUUUAUUACCCAGCAUGAGUCUCUAUUCACAUACAGGUGCCAGAUAACGGUUAAAAUUAGUAUCUUCUAUAUCAGAAGGUGCUACAUACAAAAUACCCCUAAUAAAAAUAAGCAGAAACCUCAACAAGAUGGUAAAAUAGCCUUCAUCCAAGGUGUGUAGCCAAAUCACCACCAGGGUAAAGUUCUGACUGUCCGCUAGUAAAGUUCAAUCCGAAAAUAGUUCCAGGGGAAAUGUCCUUGCGGUCAAUUGUCGGGAGCUCCUGCACCUGUAUGGGGGCUCCACCUGGCUCUCAGGUAGUGAUUGGUCACAUUAGUCUGUAGUACCUUCCCACCAAAUAGCUCUCUCCUGCAGGUUGCGGAGUGUGGUAAAAGAGGGGAUAAAAGUGACAGAGGACUGGAGGUUAAAAUAUUGACACCAUAGUUCCAGGAGGUUGGGGGCCAAGGGCUGUUAAGGACCAUUUUGCUGAUUUGUGACUGAAUGACUACCAGGUUGGAGCGUUUGGUAGAAGGGAAGGUACAGAGCCAGGGUGAUUAUAGUUAAUUCGUCGAAAAAGUAAACAAAUAGGAUCAGGUCCGCCACAUUAAUAUGUUAACUGUGUUAUGAAUAAAAAUGUCAACUAGUAAUAAAUAGUAACAUCUUCUACCACCGUUAAUGUAGCUGUGUAGGAGAACUAGCCAUCCUGUACUGUUAGAACUACACGGAGAAGCCCUCCGCAGAAAUCAUGACCAGGAGGCACAAGUGUAUAAACGUGUGUCCUGACUCUGAGAGUUUGGCCGAACCCCGCUCCCAUCCACGCACAGCGGACUGGGAAAGCUUUCCUGGGUGGUCCGGCCGCCCCAAAACCCAAGCCCAAACUACCCUACCAAGUGUUCAAGAAAUUUGCGGAGGCUGAAGAGGGGAUAGAUGACUUUUUGCAGGACUUUGAGCACUUCUGCCUGCUACAUGACAUUGUCCCAGCAGACUGAGUCCACAUUCUGGCCGUGAAACUCACGGGGGAAAGCUGUGGAUGCUUACCGGGCUGUGCCCAAAGAGCACCUGCAAAACUCUGCCGCUGUGAGGCGGGACCUGUUGACGAGGUAUGUCAUCACCUCACAGGCAUAUCACUGAAAGUUCAGGGAAAUGAAGAAGGGGUCCCAGGACUCUUGCUGAACGGGCUUGCCGCCUGAGCAAGGAAGCCCAAAGCUGGAUGCAGUCCCAAUAGGCUAAGACCCCAGAGGAAGUUCUCCAGUUGUUCCUGUUGGAACAUUUCUACCAUAGGCUACCCACCGAGAUACAGGACUGGGUAAGGGACCGACUGCCUAAGACCCUGACCGAAGCAGCCCAAAGAGCAGAUGUGUACGCAGAUACCAGGUGACCCCAACGUCCGGCUGCCACUCCAGCCUCCUGUCCUCCUGUACGCCUGGCACCCCAAUUUACCUCGCCUGCAGCUCCCAUUCCAGAGGUUCACCGGCUCCCGCACCACCUCAGAGGACACCCAACCGGGCAGCCAUCCAGUGCCACCAAUGUUCCCAGUGGGGCCACUACAAGAGGGAGCGCCCUCAGCUAAAGGGGCCGGUCCUCGUGGAUCCGUCCAGGGCUGCCUCCUACACCAUGAGCCGCUAUCCACUGUUAUCAGGCAGCCCCCACCUACACCCCUAACCCCAACGAGGAAGCCUGGCUCUCCAUAUACAAGUGGCCACAGAUAACCGUCAUGGACCAUCACCGGCAACCGGUCCAGCUGAACGGACACCCAUCCCAGGGUCUGCGAGACUCUAGGACCAUGCUGACCCUUGUGCAGCACCAGCUUGUCGCAGAGAAGGACAAGCCCGGAGGAACCAUGCUUGCCCACCGCCUGCCCACAGCUCGGGUCCAUCUCGAUUGGGGCGCCGGGAACCAGAUAGUGGAGGUCGGGCUCAUGAACAACCUUCCCACCAAUGUGCUGCUGGACAACGACCUAGGUCUGCUUACCGCACCAGUGAUGAUCACCUGGAAAAAGGGGAUUAUUGUACCGCAUGGUAGAGAAAAGAGGUUCAUGGACCAUUUUGACUACUACCAAACAGCUGGUUGUACCCAGGAAAUAUAGGCCGGAGCUAUUGAAGAUAGCUAACGAUAUUCCUCUGGCAGGGCAUUUGUGAAAAGGUCGUACGUAGAAUCGACUCACCCAAACCUUCUUCUGGCCAGGCAUCUCCAGGGACGUGCAGCGGUACGGUCAGUCCUGCGAUGUCUGUCAGAGUGUGAGGAAGCGGGACGACCGGCACAAGGCCAAGCCCCUGCCCAUCAUUGAAGACCCCUUCGGCAGAGUUGUCGAUAUAGGCUACCUGGCUAAGCCUAGUCCCUCUGAGUAGAAGCAUAGUCUGACCAUUGUGGUCUAUGCGACUCAUUACUCUGAGGCAGUCGCCCUGAGUAAUAUUCAGGCAGAGACUGUGCCCGAAGCCCUGAUGCGUGUGUUCUCCCGAAUGGGCUUUCCCCGAGAGAUCGUUUUAAAUCUGGACACUGUUUACUGCCAUGAUGACUAAUCAACUGUGGAGGUUAUGUGGCAUUAAACCGAUCCUGAGCUCCUCCUAUCACCCGAACGAGGACCUCCCUAGUGCCCUAUCAGAAUGUUCUCACUUGCAACCCAAGUGUGAAACCGCAAGGGAAGUAAUUAAUGAGUGCUACCCUGGGUGGCCGCCGUUUCGUAUAUACGAACUCCAUCCAUGGGGAGCAUUUGCAACCCGAAAGGAGACGCUUCUCUUAUCUGGGUUUCACACCAGGACUUCGCGAAAAGAGACUAGCAGACCGAGGCGAGGCUCCCUGAGAUUGGUGUGGGCCCUUCUGGGGCACUGGCAAGUUUUGGUGGGCUCUCAUGAGCCCGAGGGACAAAGAGACCAGCUUGUUUCCUGCAGGCAGGCUUUUCUGUGCCUGGAGACAAAGGGACGGUCCCUUUUUGCUGUGCCUAGACUCACAGGCACAGAGGCACUUGGAAAGAAGACCACUGGCGGUUGGUGUGGGGAACCCUGGAUAUUUAGUGGCGGGGUAUGGGCAUAAAGAGUAUAGAAGAAGUAUAUUCUGACCAUCGUGGACUAUGCGACUCAUUACCCUGAGGCGGUUGCCUGAGUAAUAUUCAGGCAGAGAUUGUGGCCGAAGCCCUAAUGCAAGUGUUCUCCCGGAUGGGUUUUCCCUGGGAGAUCGUUUUAGAUUGGGGAACUCAGUUUACCGUUGGGACCUCGGGGAGGGGGUGGAUUGUGGGAUGUGUCCUUGUAUGUGUGUGUGUGAUCCACCCCUUGCACGGGGUAUGCAUAAAAGCAGCGUGUGACCAAUAAAAUUAUGUUGUACCUCCAGAACUAGGUCUUGUCCAGUUACUGGGGGGUAAUGAGUCUUGUUGCAGUUUAAGUGGUUCCUCACCGGCUGAAGGAAGGAUAUAUAAAAAUUGCGGGCAUGUGAUUGUGAUGACAUCACGAUCGCAUGGCCCGGAGGGGACUGCCAAAGCAAAUCAUCAGGGUAAGCAUGUACCCUGUGGCUCAGGGGCUGAAACACUUGUGUAAAAUCCUUCAGGUUGGUCAAUUGAUUAAGUUUAGUUUAAUCAUUCUUAUUAAGGAAUAUAGCGCUCUACUGAAUGUUGUGGGUUUUUUUUUUUUGUUUUUUUUUUAAAAUCUACACCUGAAUGAAUCUAUUUUGUCCUGAUUUACAUGUGGUGGAUUUUUCAUUGAAUAAGACUCCACAGGUAAAAUCCAGAUAUAUCAAUUCCUUUGUGCAUAAAUUAAAAGGAAUUUGAAUAAUUCAACCCACUUAAAGCACAUUUGUGCACAAGUCUGUUUCUUAUCUCAUGCUCUGGUAAUUGUCUACUAGAGUCUACAGGAGCCCCCGGUAUGAUGAAAGUUCGAUUGACCAAGUAGGAGAUAACUUCUCAUGGAGACUGUGUGAGUCAUGGUCAGGGGAGGCGUGGGCAGGGUUAAAUAAACCAAAUGAUUUAACUCCCAAAUGGCCGAAAACUAACCAGGGGCAACAUUACUUGGAUGCUUGGAGUAUCCCUUUAACAACCAAUAUGCAUGUGAAUUUAAAGGUAAAACAAAAAGCUACAAAGUGACAGAGCCACUUUAAGUAAGGAUUGGUUAACAGAGAAGAUAUAUGUGGAUUGGAGGUAAAUAGUAUAUAUCAAUUUGAUAUGUUUAUAUAUUAAAUUGUGAAUGUAGAUCUUGUUUCCAUUUUGUGCAAUACCCACUCUUGUUUGCAGAUGAAUGUUCACAGAAAAAGUACCAUUGGAUGGAGGAGCACCUACGAGAGGAUGAAAAACAAGGUCGUACAUAUCAUGAAUAUAACGAACGGACAUUUUGCGAUCGGUUAGGAAUUUUUCUUUAUUUAAGUUUCUUAUUGUGUUAUGUUAACAUAUCUCAAUCUUGUAUUAAUGUUUCUGGUUACCAUCUAUUUGACAAUGUUUGUUUUUUUUUACCACUGUUUUUGACUUCUUUAGUCCUGGCAAGAUUAGCAGGCAACAGGAGCAUAAAUUCAUGGUAAAAAUAGCUCAUGAGGAUGCACGAUCCAUUCAUUCAAAUAAGGAUGGGAAUGGAUGGAGAAGGAGAACAGAACAGGAGUGGCUUGCACAGUGCAAAAGGGGUGAAAGGAGCACUGGCUUGGGGGAGUGCCAUGGAAAAAUGAGGAAGGAGAUAUGUAGCAAUAGAAAACUGGGAGAACCCAAUGGAAAAUGGUGGAAGGUGAUGGAAAACAAAAUGAAGUGCAGCAGAGGGAGAGCAUAAUGAAAAUUGGGGAAUGGGUAAAAAUAAAAAGGGAGAGAAAUGGGAGCAGACUGUGCAAGUGAAUUGGAGAGGAACACAAAGAAUGGAGGGAGCAGUAGAAUGGGGAGAAGAAAGAUGUUAGGGAGAAGUACAUAUAUAUCAUUUUUAUAUUGUGUUGAUGUCUUACUACCACUAUAUUUACCUUCCCUAGUCCUGGCAAGAUUAGCAGGCAGUGGGAGCAUAAAAAUUAGCUGAUAGAUUAAAAAUAGCUGAUAGAUGCACACCCUCCAAUUACUCUGGUUGAAUAUUGGUUUUGGAAAGGAAACAGAAGCUUUAUUCGGCCCCCUAAAGCAGGUAGAGGUAUCCCACUCAGAUGCAAUGAAGCAGCCAUCCUCAUACAGCAAAACAGAAAGGUAGAAGAGGAUCAAUGGCAUAAGGGAAUGCAAUGUAAAAGCAGGGGAGGGUUGUGGAGGAGAGGUAUAGCAAUGGAAAACUGGAAGAAGCAAAUGGAAAAGAGAGUUGAAGAAGAGCACAAUAGAAAUUGUGGGUAAAAAUACAGGGGAGAGAAAUAGAAAUUGUGGGUAAAAAUACAGUGGGAGAGAAAUGGGGAUGGAAGGUGAUGGAAAAUGAGAGUAGAAGGAGAGCACAAUGGAAAUGGGGGUGAUGGGUGAAAAUACAGUGGGAGAGAAAUGGUGAUGGAAAAAGAGAGUAGAGGGAAAGCACAAUAGAAAUAGGGGUGAUGGGUGAAAAUACAGUGGGAGAGAAAUGGGGAGGAGAAGAUGAUGCAAAGCAUUGGGAGACUAAUGAAAAUAAUGCAGGAAGAAAUAAAAAAUGGUAGGGAGCAAUAGAAUGGGAGGGAAACAAAAGAGAUGUGAGGGAGAGCGCAAUGGAAAAGGUUAAGGAGAAGAGAAGUAAUGGAAAAGGGUUGGUAUGUUGAAAAGUGGAAUGGGGAGGAGUGUAAGGACAGAGCAGUGGAAAAAGUAUAUUUUAGGUUUAGGUCUAAAUUGAAUUCUAACCUUAAAUGUAAUGCAAACCAUAAUCCUGUAUGUUUUGCUAACUCUAAAUGCAAUGCCUCUUAAAAAGGAAGAUGUGGAGCAAGAGAAAACUGGGAGAACAAAAUGGAAAAUGGUGGAAGGUGAUGGAAAAUAAAAUAAAGUGGACCAGAGGGAGAGCAUAAUGGAAACUGGGGAAUGGGUGAAAACACAAAGGGAGAGAUGUGGGAGCAGUCUGUGCAAGUGAAUGGAAGAGGAACAUAAAAAAAUGUUAGGGAGAAGUUAGACAUACAGUAUAUAACAUUUUUAUAUUGUGUUGCUGUUUUUCUACCACUAUAUUUAAUUUUCCUAGUCCUGGCAAGAUUAGCAGGCAAUGGGAGCAUAAAUACAUGAUUUAAAAUAGCUGAUAGAUGCACACCCUCCAAUUACUCUGGUUGAAUAUUGGUUUGUGGAAAGGAAACAGAAGCUUUAUUUGGCCCCUAAAGCAGGUAGAGGUAUCCCACUCAGAUGCCAAGAAUCAGCCAUCCUCAUACAGCAAAAUAUAAAGUUAGGGUAAUGGGAGGGUGGCUGUAAUUGAGUGAAGUAGGUAAAGUUAUGGAAUGGGGAGAGGUUAGGGAGACGUGGAAAAAGAGAACAAUGGAAAUAGGAGGAAAAUGGGUAGAAGAGGAUCAAUGGAAUGGGAGAAUGAAAUAUAAAAGUGGGGGAGGUUUGUGGAGGAGAGAUAAAGCAAUGGAAAAUUGGGAGAAGCAGAUGAAAAAGGGUGGAAGGUGAUGGAAAAGAAUGGGAGAGAAACAAAAAAGAGAUGUGAGGGAAUGCGCAAUGGAAAAGGUUAAGAAGAAGAAGAGAAGUAAUGGAAAAGGGUUGGUAUGUUGAAAAGUGGAAUGGGGAGGAGUGUAAGGACAUAGCAGUGGAAAAAUAAGUAUAUUUUAGGUUUAGGUCUAAACUGAAUUCUAACCCUAAAUGUAAUGCCACUUGAAAAUAUUCUGUAGUAACACUUAUUUUUAAUUUUUAGUUAAUUUCAUUUAAAAAAUAAAUGCCUGAAAAAUGAAAAUGUUGUAUGGCUCCUAAUUUUGGCUCCUCCUAGGUUCUAUGCUAUUUUGUCAAGACCUGGGCUAGAAGGUCUCCAAGCCCACUGAAGAGUGGAACAGUAAUUGCCAAGUCCCUUUUAUGUCAAUCGAGCUAUUGCUUGUACAUACCAGACAACAGGCUGAUCUAUUUUAUAACCGUAAUAUUGAAGAGGGGUGGCUAUCCAAAGCAAAAAUCUUGUUAGAAUAUAAUAAUUAUUUGUUAAUGCUUUUUAUCUAGUAAUCGGUCUAAUCACGGCAAACUCUGUGCCUUGGCACCUUCUGAUGGGUCCUAUCAAAUGUUCGAUGCUGCUUUCACCAACUUACAGCAUCUGUGAAAAACAGGGGACAGCAACAUUAGAGUUCCAGAUCAAACCUUCAAAUCUUUACGAAGGGCUUAUUUCUGUCAUGACCUACACUGAAUUGGAUCAGUUAGGCCUCCUAAGUAUAUACUGUCUGCCCAUCACUGACCUUCUACUCUAUGUAAUCGGGGCACUGGUAGGGGACCUUUUCUGUUUAAUGGUGCUGAAAUUACUUGCAAAACCCAGCUGAGUGUGGAUAUUAUUUUAGAAACUGGAAUUACAGCACAAACCUACCAUGUUACUUGUCGAGGGCUUUUUUCCCCUUUACCAACAACACAGAAUGGCAUCUGCAACACUCCCUGGAAAAAACUGGCAGCGCUUGUUGAGCCUGAUGGCUACCCAAGCAUUUCUGCGUGUCAGUCAUAUCUUAUAUUGGGACAUGUUACACAUAUUUACCUUGGAUCUUUCAUAAUGACCCCUUUUUAUCUUAACUGUGGCAUAUUUCAUAGGAUUCUUUGUGCCUUGAGGAUUUCAAGCAGCAAGUCAAGUUGUCCGUUUACUCUAGUGAUAAAAUUGACUCUUCUUUACUUUAAAACUUCUCUAAGCCCUGCUGGACUUCCCUGUUAAAUGUGCCUGUACCUUUUUGGGUUAGUGUUAAGUUACCAGAUCUUGUGUGUUGCAUAUUAUUUAUUGUUGUAUUGUUUUUGUUUUACUUCUUAUGUACUCAUCAAAUAUCUCACCUUCAUCUCUGCUUCAUACCCAUAAUGACAUUGCUAAAUCUUAACCUUUAUCACCUCACCUCUCAUAUGUUCCAAGAUCAUUUGUAUACUUUAAUGCUUCAUCUUAAUAAUUGUUUUCCUUUGUUCUUUUUCUCUCUAUCCUUUUUCAUGCUUAGAAUGAGCGUUUUGUUUUUCCACCUUCCGAAUCACUACUAUAAAAGCCUCCCUGUUAAUCAUUUCCCAGUUUAGAAGCGGGACUUAAAGGGACACUAGAGUCACCUGAACCACUACAGCUUAAUUUAGUUGUUUCAGUGAGUAUAGUAUGUCCUUGCAGGCAUUUUGCUGUAAACUCUGCAUAACAGAGAAAACAUAUACCAGGCUUCCCCAAACUCCAGCCCUCCAGAUGUUGCUGAACUGCAACUCCCAUGAUUCUCUGCCUAUCUCUUUCAUUUAUAGAAUCAUUGGAGUUGUAGUUCAGCAACAUCUGGAGGGCCAGAGUUUGACAAAGCCUGACCUUUACCAUUUGCAAAUCAGACAGAUUCCACCUAUAAGGUCACUUCAGAAUCGAAAUGCUGACAAGCUCCACCUGCAUGAGAGAUGCAGCAACAAUUGUUUCUCCUUUGUAUCUUGUCACCAAAAUGCAGCUCAUAUCCCUUCUCUAAAUUCUCACUGAAUAAUGGUGUUGCCCAUGUCUGGCUACUCUACAACUGAAGGAAUGUGUAACUGGGCUCCUCUCUCCUCAUAAGUCACAAGGCCAUCAGACAAGAUAUGUUUUGUUUUUUUUGUCAAAGACUUAUUUCCAGUCCUCUGUGACCCCUUUUGAAUGAGGUAUGGAAUCACCCAUCAUUAUGACAACUUGGGUCCAAGCAAUACACCAAUAUUGUGAAACCUUUGAAAUCAGAUGUGCACAUUUGUGAUUGUCCUGUUGCAAUUAACACCUAUGACCCUGCUUUUGAUAUUUCUUUAGAUUUGCAAGAUUAGUUUGCCCUCACCCUACCUGAUAGCCUUAUUCCGUGGUUGUCCUAAAUAUUGGUAAUGUACUUCACAACGACCCUCUGAUUUAAACUCUGAUUUACUCCCUGUGACGAAGCACCUUUACUCCAACCGAGUACCUCUGCCCAGUCCGCUUCCUAGCCACUUGCUGGGACCCUGGAGCACUUCAACCCUAGUCGCCAAAGUUUGACUAGGAUCUCUCUGGAGCUCUUUCCUUCAAGGCAGGUAUCAUCCCCUCUGCCUCUUCAGUUCCUCUCCUAAGCAGGGAUCAACAGCUCUGCUUAUAGUGAUUGCUCCUGUCUUUACACUUGCGUUCCUUAGGCCAUGGUCUCUUUUGACAAAAAAAAAAUAAAAAUCAACAUAUAUAUAAAACAUUGGAGAACGAGCAAUUAUAAUUAAUACAUGAACUACAUAAUACAAAUACCAUUUUACAACAAAAUAAAAAGCAACAAUAUAAGUAGUUAACCACGUUUUUGGUUACCAGCAUUAUGCAAAUGAACUUUAUUAUGCCACCCUGGCUUUUAUGCAAGCCCCGUGCAAGGGGAACUCCCACAGGGAUGGACAUGGUACAGCCAAUCAUAACAAGAGAAAUAGUUAUACACUCCCAUUGCAAACAUAUAAUUCCCUCCCGUGAACCUGAAGAUAAUUAAGGCAGAUAACCUAAUAACUUCAUUAUCUCCAAGCAGAAAAAGUAAAUUUUCCCCCAACUUUCAGAACACCCCUAAAACAUGGCGUAUCCCUUUAAAAGUCAUAUCCCCCGAUAGCCCUGAUCUGGGUGACCAACAUAUCCAAAAAUCACCCAGAUCAGUUCAGGGGUUCUCAAAUUCCAUGGAGGUCUUAGGUGACCGGCUACCCACGAGGCUGCUGCCCAAAACAGUUCCAUGAGUUUGGGUGGUUUUGACGGUCUAUUUUGUGAAGUGGAAAUAAAUGAAUAAUCCCACGAACGGUUCCCAUUGGCUCUUAGCAGUGAUUGUUCCCCUCAUACGAAUGAACAAAAGUACCAAAUAGCGCUCUCCUAGCUGUUCGGGAAACGAAGAUACAGCGUUUGUAUGUUGGGACUGGUGUUCGGAAAGUCGAGUGUCCGAUUUUUAGUUCCAGACACUCGACGACCAAGUCCCGCUGCCUUUGUUCACACAAACAAGAUGGCCGCACAGGUAGAGGGUUUAAUUGCAGCAUGCUUUUAAAGUUAACGAGCCAGGGGGGUGGUCUCUGUUCGGCAGUUACAUCUACCGAAUGAAAAAGGGGAGAAAUACCGAACACAAAGAGGUAUUUCUUCACAGGGUCCAUAGUCUGUGGGUAGGAGGCUGGUCUUCAAGUCUCUCCAAAAGACCCUGACAUGGGAGCUUCUGUCACACUUUCCCCCUUGGUGGGUGUAGAACUGAGUAACAGACUUAUUAACUUUAUUCACUUGAUCGAGAAAUCUUGUUCAGUUGCACUAUCCUGAACAUGGAUAGUGCUUUCGUUCUGGUGGAUUGAAGGUAUGCUUUUUGCACCUUCUUAUUAACCAACAGUCUUCUUAAUUGGCCAUCACUUCAUGAUCCUCAACCAAACAUGCCAAUACGGUCUUCUCCACAAUGCGUGUUCUAGUUUAUUCCCCACUGUAAAAGACUAUGGAAAACCAUUUAAAAUAAGGUCAAAUAGUCUUUGGUGGGAACCACAAUGUUACCUUAGCUCACUAGUAUUACAAGGGGCAAAGGUAUGGAUCAAAUUCCUUCUCUUGGUGUGUUUUCGAAAAGUACUGUUUAGAAAGAUGGCUUUAAGCAUUUAAAGCAUCCUUUGCCAUCAGGAUGCUUAAAUCAUCCUAUGGGACAUUAUGGUACAUUUACUCCAUAUAUGGUGAAAUGGUGAUCUGAUGCUUCUAUGGAGCACAUAUUUUUAAAACCUUGCUGCACAUUAAUUUGAGAUCUUUAAAUUGAUUGUACUUCUUAAUAGAAAAUUCCUGUUGUACUAAUGUUUAAAGUCUGUGUGUGACAAGUAGAAUGUGCUUUGUACCUUUGUGAAAAAUUAACCCCUUAAGGACACAUGACGGAAAUAUUCUGUCAUGAUUCCCUUUUAUUCCAGAAGUUGUGUCAUUAAGGGGUUAAGGAAGGAGGUUAAAAUAGGUUAUCUGAGAAUUUAAAGAUAACCCUGACUUUAUCCCUGCCAAAUCACUUUUAUAUCAUACUACCAUUUACAAGAAAUCUGAGACAUUAACGCUAUUGUCUGUGGCAAAAAUCAAGAGUAAACCUCCUGGAGUUUUUGUAUUAUGUUGCCCUUGAUAGGGCACUUGACUAUACAGUUGUUCGUUUCUAAAGAUAAAUCGUUAUAUGUACGGAUUCAUUCUUUUUCGGUUACCCCAUUGUUUUAUUACUAAUUUUGGUCAGUGUUGGCUCCCAGCUCUUUUUUUCUUAUCACUUUUUCCUUGUCUAUUUUUGGGUAGAAUGCGCUAGCCUUGUGCAGAUGCCAUCCUCACUAACCUUUGUAAAGUCAAUUUACCCUAUAUGUCUUGCUAUCCCCAGGACAGUGUAACAGCGAGGAUAAUGUGUACGCGUAUAUUAUAUAAAAUAAUCUUAAGAAUUACUUUAUCAAUGCUUUCCUAUGGGGAUUCCGGUGAGGCUGGAUGUCCUCAUGUAUAGCGUGAAGCCCUCCAGCAUCGUUUAGGUGACCACAAGUAGUCUAAGCAUCCAGAAAUCCAUCCAGUGGCUGUCUGUUAGCAACUAGAGGAGGAGUUAACCCUAGCAGGUAAUUAUUGCAGUUUAUAAAAACUGCAAUAAUUACCACUCUAGGGUUAAGGGUAAGGGUGAUGGGAGUUUGCAACCAGACCACUUUAAUGAGCUGAAGUGGUUUGGGUGCCUACAGUGUCCAUUUAAGCUCCAUAUACCAAAAAAGCGUGCUGUGCUCUUAAGUAUAGGUGCAACACCAUGCCAAAUUAGAAGUGCAUUCAAAAUCAUACACAAAAUGUGUAAAUAUAUAUGUGUAUCUAACUGUGCAAUAUAUUGUGCAAAUAUUCAAACUGUGCUAAACACAAUAGCAAAUAAAUAGUACAAAAUCGCUUAAAAAAAAUAAAACUCAAAGACUAACAUGGGCCAAAUAAACAAGGUUUAAAGGACCACUCUAGGCACCCAGACCACUUCAAUUAAUGAAGUGGUCUGGGUGCCGGGUCCAGCUAGGGUUAACCUAUUCUUUUAUAAACAUAGCAGUUUCAGAGAAACUGCUAUGUUUAUGAAUGGGUUAAGCCUUCCCCCAAAGCCUCUAGUGGCUGUCUCAUUGACAGCCGCUAGAGGCGCUUGCGUGCUUCUCACUGUGAUUUUCACAGUGAGAGCACGCCAGCGUCCAUAGGAAAGCAUUGAGAACUUGCCGCGCGUGCGCAUUCAGCCAACGGGGAGGAGAGGAGGAGGAUCGGAGGCAGAGAGGUCCCCGCCCAGCGCUGGAAAAUGGUAAGUUUUUCCCCCUUUCCCCCUUCCAGAGCCAGGCGGGAGGGGCUCCCUGAGGUUGGGGGCACCCUCAGGGCACUAUAGUGCCAGGAAAACGAGUAUGUUUUCCUGGCACUAUAGUGGUCCUUUAAGUUUAUGUGGGCCACAAAAAAAAAAAAAGUUCAACCAACACAAACUAAAAUAACUUGUAUCAUUCUCAUGCAAACUAUGUAAUACUGGGUACAGAUACAAAAUUUACUAAGAAGCUUUACUUCAAGUUACUAAAUAUGCCCCCCCCCCCCACAAUCUAAUACACAGCAUCCCGUGGCCCCUUCCAUCACUCUCUAAUAUACUGCUCCCUGCCCCCAAUUUAAUACACGGCCCCCCCUCCCAAUUUAAUACUGUAGUUCCGCUGCGCAGCAUCCUGAUAUAACUCCAUACACUGUAUGCGCAUUUCCAGCGGCUGGCGUGGAAGAACCGCCAGUGGGUCGCAGGAGUACACGAUUGGCCACAGCCCGCAGGAGGGCCACAACACAAAGCAGCCCCAGGGCAGGUGCUAUACUGGGAAAUGUCCUAUGGUGUCUUAUAAAUUUAGUUGUUUGGUUUUUGUUUUGUUUUUUUUAAUUGAUGCAAUCAGGUCUGACACUUUUCAUGCUCUCUGCUGAGGCACGUAAAGGAAAGCGCUUACUGCUUUUGUUUUGACCUCUUUCCUGAAUUUUAGUUCAUGCUUAUUUUCUGAAGGUCUGUUUUCUUUUAUUGUUUUUUAUAGAAAUUGUGCAGUUAUUCUCUCUGCUACUUCCAACCUAUAUCCUGCAUGUCAAACAUUGUGAAUGAUAUUGGGUUGGUAUCUGCCCUUACUGACACUUUUUAACAGCAAUUUACAUUGUUACGAUUUAUCAGUCAGUGUGGUUUAAUAUAAGAACAGUGACUGAGUCACACCACACAAAAACAAAAGUUUUAGACUUUAGAAAAACAGACUUUUCUAAAAUUAGAAUAUGGGUAGAGGAGUCAUUAUCAGACUGGAGCAAUUUAAAUGGAGUCCAAGAAAAAUGAGAUUAUUUAAAAGUUGCACUAUUGAAGGCAACAGAAAAUUGCAUUAGACUUGUCAGUAAAAGCAAAAAAUUCAAGAAACCACUGUGGUACUCCGCAGAUGUGGCCAAAAUAGUUAAAAACAAAAAGUUAGCAUUUAGGAAUUAUAAAAAAACCCAGAGUGAGGGAGACAAAAUGAUCUAUAAGAUUAGGCAGAAAGAGGCUAAGCAAGUUAUAAGAGCUUCCAAAUCUCACACAGAAGAGAAAAUAGCACAGUCAGUAAAAAAAGGGGGAUAAAACAUUUUUUAGAUACAUAAAUGAGAAAAGAAAAGUAAAACAAGGAUUAGUUAGAUUAAAAACAAAAGAAGAAAGGUAUGUAGAAGAGGAUAAAGGUCAGGCUGACUGCCUCAAUGAAUAUUUUUGUUCUGUAUUUACAGAAGAAAAUGAAGAAAAGGGACCUCAGUUGAGAAAAAGGAUAAAUGAGUCAUUUAUUACACAUGAGUUUACAGAGGAAGAAGUUCUAUUUCAACUGUCAAAAGUAAAGACAAAUAAGUCAAUGGGACCUGAUGGAAUACACCCAAAGCUAUUAAAAGAGCUUAGUGGUGUACUAGCAAAACCAUUAACAGAUUUAUUUAACCAAUCAUUGUUAACAGUAGUCCCAGAAGAUUGGAAAUUAGCGAAUGUUGUGCCCAUUUACAAGAAAGGUAAUAGGGAGGAGUCGGGCAACUAUAGGCCAGUAAGCCUUACUUCAGUAGUGGGGAAAGUGAUGGAAACCAUGUUAAGGAUAGGAUUGUUGAACAUCUAAAAACACAUGGAUUUCAAGAUCAGAGACAACAUGGGUUUACUUCAGGGAGAUCAUGCCAAACUAAUCUUAUUGAUUUUUUUGAUUGGGUAACUAAAAUUAUAGAUCAGGGUGGUGCAGUAGACAUUGCUUGCCUAGAUUUCAGUAAGGCUUUUGACACUGUUGCACAUAGAAGGCUUAUCAAUAAACUGCAAUCUUUAAGUUUGGAUUCCAAUAUUGUUGAAUGGGUAAGGCAGUGGCUGAGUGACAGGCAACAGAGGGUUGUAGUUAAUGGAAUAUAUUGAAGCUUGGACUUGUCAACAGUGGGGUACCUCAGGGAUCUGUACUUGGACCCAUUCUCUUUAAUAUUUUUAUUAGUGAUAUUGCAGAAGGUCUUGAUGGUAAGGUAUGUCUUUUUGCUGAUGAUGCUAAGAUAUGUAACAGGGUUGAUGUUCCAGGAGGGAUAAGCCAAAUGACAAAUGAUUUAGGUAAACUAGAAAAAUGGUCAGAAUUGUGGCAACUGACAUUUAAUGUGGAUAAGUGCAAGAUAAUGCAUCUUGGACGUAAAAACCCAAGGGCAGAGUACAGGAUAUUUGAUAGAGUUCUAACAUCAACAAAUGAAGAAAGGGAUUUAGGGGUUAUUAUUUCUGAUGACUUAAAGGUAGGCAGACAAUGUAAUAGAGCAGCAGGAAAUGCUAGCAGAAUGCUUGGUUGUAUAGGGAGAGGUAUUAGCAGUAGAAAGAGGGAAGUGCUCAUGCCAUUGUACAGAACACUGGUGAGACCUCACUUGGAGUAUUGUACACAGUAUGGAGACCGUAUCUUCAGAAGGAUAUUGAUACCUUAGAGAGGGUUCAGAGAAGGGCUACUAAACUGGUUCAUGGAUUGCGGGAUAAAACUUACCAGGAAAGGUUAAAGGAUCUUAACAUGUAUAGCUUGGAGGAAAGACGAGACAGGGGGGAUAUGAUAGAAACAUUUACAUAUAUAAAGGGAAUCAACACAGUUAAGGAGGAGACUAUAUUUAAAAGAAGAAAAACUACCACAACAAGAGGACAUAGUCUUAAAUUAGAGGGACAAAGGUUCAAAAAUAAUAUCAGGAAGUAUUACUUUACUGAGAGGGUAGAGGAUGCAUGGAAUAGCCUUCCAGCUGAAGUGGUAGAGGUUAACACAGUAAAGGAGUUUAAACAUGCAUGGGAUAGGCAUAAGGCUAUCCUAACUAUAAGAUAAGGCCAGGGACUAAUGAAAGUAUUUAGAAAAUUGGGCAGGCUAGAUGGGCCGAAUGGUUCUUAUCUGCCGUCACAUUCUAUGUUUCUAUGUUUCUAUUUAUAAAUGUUUUACUAGGAAGGAUACAUUGAGAUUUCUCUCAUUUUCAGGUAUGUCCUGGAUCUACUUUAAUACCUAAUCUUGAGGAAUAGCCUUUUGAAGACCAUACUAAUCUAAUCUAGCACCAACAAAAAGGAAAAAGGAGGAAAGCACAACUAGAAAUACGUGCAACAAGUGCUACCACAUUUAUUGAAGAACAAGUAUAACAAGUGUUUAUGGUAUAGCAUUUCAUCAAAACAUCAUGCCCGUACUAUACAGUUAAACAUUCAAUAAUGUAUAUAAUACAGUGAAGACAAAACACUCCCAAAUCCACCCCCGUUAUAUCAGGUAGGAGGGCACUCCCUUCAGCAUCUGUCCGCCAUCUUCUGUGUCUCUGCCACAUAACCCAUUGUCAAGUGAUGCGUCAUGGCGUUGGCAGCGGCUAGUUGCUAGGAAACAAAGUAAUAAACUUACUGAACCUACAGCUGCAUGUAGGGAAGCCUGUUAUGGCCAAAUAUAGAGAAAGCUCAAUAAAGAAAAUCAUAAAGGCAAGAAAAAAAACAACGUAAUAUGUAAAGAACAAAAUCGAGGCAUCAAAAAUAAAUAAAUGUAACUAAUAACAGCAUAUAUAAUCAAGAGAAGGCACCAUAGCAGCCUGGAUUCUGUUUUCUUACCCGAUUACCAUAUAUAUAUAUAGAGAUAUAUAAAUAUAUAUAUCUUAUAUAUUCCCGGUAUUGUCUUUUACAUUAAAGAUCUGUAAUUCAUUCCUUAGGGAAUAUUAUUGAACCUUGUGAAUAGUAUGUCUUACUGGAAUAUGGUUCAUUUUUCCAACAACCCAUUUAGCAACCUGAUUGGCUAACUCACAAUUGCUGAUAAUUGCAUGUGUAUAUGCCUUUUAAUUCUGGUGUGGGAGGUGAAUAGUUCAAUUUUGUUUGGGUGUGUCCAUCAUUUUUGACAAUUUUUUGCAUUUCUUGACAUUACUCUAUUAUUAUUACACCUUGUCUAUAGACUUUAUUUUCUCUUUAUUUUGUCAUUUUUCACUUUAUUGGUACUGUGGGAAAUGUACUUCCCCAGCACUAGGCUGCUAUGCUGCCUUCUCUUGAUUAUAAAUGCUCUUCUUCACAUUUUAUUUAUUUUUGGUGGUGCAUUUUCAUUUUUUACAUGAUACAGAGGUUUUUUUUUUGGGGGGGGUGGGGGGGAGGGAAUGGCCAUUAUGAUUUUCUGUAUUGAGCUUUCUCUAUAUUUGGCCAUAACAGGCUUCUUUACAUGCAGCUCUAGGUUCAGUGAAUCAUUAAACAUUUGUUACUUUGUUUCCUAGCAAAUUGCGUCACAAAGUGUAACGCCGCCAACGUCACUUGGCAGAGAUGCGGUAGAUGGCGGCCAGAUGCUGAAGGUUGUCCCCUCCUACUUCAUCUGCUGGAGGGAUGGGUUUGGUAGUGUUUUGUUUUCACUGUAUUCUAUAUAUUGGUGAGUGUUUAACUGUAUCUAUAGCAAGGGCAAGAUGCAUUGAUAAAGGGCUAUGCCCGAAACAUUUGUGGGUUUAUAUACUUUUUUUUCAAUAAAUGUGUUGCACAUACUUCUGGUUGGGCUUCCCUCCCUUUUCCUUUGUUUUGAUUACUAUUAUUCACUGUAGGAGCCACAGUGGGGGUAGCAGUACCAUUAUUUUGUGGAUUAACCAGUUUUGCCUUUUUGGGGAACCAUGCUAACCUAGGCCUUUAUCUAUUGUAUGUAAUCCAGGACCAAGGCAUAUAUAUAUAUAUGUGUGUGUACAAGACAGCAGUGUAUAUUGCAAGCUGUAUUUCAUGUUUAGCUUCAAAUGUUAUGGACCAUGAUCACUAGAUACAGAUUCAUGUUUAUUUUGUGCCAGCUGCUUGGCAACCUGCAUGCAUGUAGGUGUAUAUAUUUAUACACUUGCACAGUUUAUUUGAGCAAUCCUUAACUUAAGGGAGAACUAUAGGGUCAGGACCACAAACAUUUAUUCCUGACCCUAUAAUGUUAAAACCACUAUCUAGCCCCCUUUGCCUUCCUAAAUAUAGUAAAAUCUUACUUGUCUUCAAGUCUGAAGCUGCUGCCUCUGACUGUGAACUUCCUGUGACCUCUGGCAUCAUCAGAAGUGGUGUCCUGAUCCAAUCACAAUGCUUCCCCAUAGGAUUAGCUGAGACUGACAAGGAGGCAGAUCAGGGGCAAAACCAGCACAAUUCAAACACAGCCCUGGCCAAUCAGCAUCUCCUCAUAGAGAAGAAUUGAAUCAAUGAAUCUCUAUGAGGAAAGUUCAUUGUCUCCAUGCCAUGGUUGUCAGGCAGGUCCCGCAAAUUGCAAUUAAUAAAAUGACCUAAUUAUGUAAAAAAUAUUACAUAAUAUAUACGUAUACAAUAUCUUGAUGGAGAGCAUUUAACCCCUUAAGGACGGGUGACAGCGAGGUCCGUCACAGAGGGGAGACCCUUAGUGACGAGUGACGGACCUCGUCCGUCACGCGGUAAAAUUAACCCCGGAUCGCCGCGAUCGUGGGGUUAAUGGUGCUCCGGUAUGCCUCUGCAUUAGAGGCAUGCCGGGAGCACCCGGUCAGGCUGCCCAGCAUAUGUGCUAGCUCUGACCGCAAGUCAGAGCGAGCACAUGUGCUCUGUAUACUUACCUUCCGGCUCCCUGCACUUCCUGGUUCUGUGUGAAGUGCAGGGAGCCGGAACAGUGCUCAUCCUGCCCCCUUCUGUAAAAAAAUAAAGUUAAUUUAAAGUCCCACCACCCCCCCUUUACCCAUUGUAAUAAAAAAUUAACCCCUUCCCUGCCAAUUGAUCACUGACUACAGUGAUCAAUUGGCAGGGAUUACAUUUUACUAUGAUCUGAUUUUUUUUUUUUUUUUAACCCCUGAGGGUUAAAUUUAUUUAAUUAAUUAAAAUAUUUUAAAAUUAUAUAUUUAGCUAGCUGGGGUGGGUGGAAGUUAGUGGGGAAUUGGGGGAUUUGGCGUUAGGCUAACUAGGGGUUAACGUUAAAAAAAGUUUUAAAAUAAACUUUAAAAAGUUAAAAAUUAAGCUUAAAAAAGUUUUAAUAACGUUUAAGUAAAAAAUAAAAAAACCCCCCUUUACCUAGUCCAAAUAAAAAUUAACCCCUUCCCUGCCAGUCGAUCACUGCCUACAGCGAUCAAAUACAGAUCACAGUAUUAUACUGUGAUCUAAUUUUUUUUAACCCCUGAGGAUUAACUUUUAUUUAUUUUUUAACCCUCAGGGGUUCAAUUUAUUUAAUUAAUUAAUUUAAAUAUUUUAUAACUAUAUAUUUUGCUAGCUGGGGUGGGUGGGAGUUAUGGGAAAAUGGGGAAUUUACUGUUAGUGCUGCUUACUGCUAGUUAGGGGUUAACGGUAAAAAAAAAAAAAAAAAGGUUUAGAAAAAUGUUAAAUCUGUAAAAAAGUUUUAAGAAAGUUUAGGAAAGUUUAAAAAAAUUAAUAAGCAAAACAAAAGUUUAAAAUACUGAAAAGUACAGGUAUCCUGUAUGGCACUGUAAGUUCACGAAAUAGUGCCAAAGACAUACAAUGGGGGUGUAAUUUUACUCAGCAGAUGUAACUGAACACAAAAUAAAACUUUGUACAGGAAUAGCACACACCAAUUUUACAAAACGCCCAGCAAAAAUGCAAUCCGUAUGUAAAAAAUGCACAAAAUUAUUUUUUAUCACAUACUUUGGCAUAUAUUGGUGAAAAAAUGGGAGCAUGUUAAGGCACAAUAUGCACCUUAUGAGAUACCCUGGAGUGUCUACUUUUACAAAUGGUAGGCCUUUGUGGGGGUUUUUUGAACAGUCAAACUGUUAUAAUACCCCAAAUGGAAGCUAAGGCUCAUUAAAUCCAUCUCUCAAAAUUCUACUGUGAAUACUGAAAAGGACAGGUAUCCUGUAUGGCACUGUAACUUCACGAAAUAGUGCAAAAGACAUACAAUGGGGGUGUCAUUUUACUCAGCAGAUGUAACUGAACACAAAAUAAAACUUUGUACAGGAAUAGCACACACCAACUUUACAAAAUAUACAUGAGAAUUUCUUUGUUAUAAGUUUGUGUGCCAAAAACCAAAAAAAACACAAUUUUACUCCAAUAUUUAGCAGAGGUUGGCGGUGAAAUGGCUACGUAGAAAGUGUCAAAACAACCUUAGGUAAAUAGCCCGUGAUGUCUACUUUAUAUAAAUAUAUACUUUUGUGUGGCAAUUUUGUUUUCUUUUAUGGCUAUUAAGCUUACAAGACAAACAUACCAAAUUCUAAAAUCGCUCCACAUUAAAAGUCUAUUUUACUCCUUGUGCUUUGUGACCUGUAACUACCAAAAAAAACUUAAAAUCCCAGACACAUUAUAUAUUCUGUAAAUCAGAACAACUAAAUUAAUUUAUUUUUAAUUACUUUUCUUAACCUGCACUAAUUAUGCACACAUUAUUAUUGCAAAAACUGUACAAAAAAACCACAAAAUUUCCAUUUUCUUUACAUUUUUCUGUAUUUUUUUAUAAUAAAUAAGCAUUUAUAUAUAUGUGUGUUACAUCAAAUUUAAAACCCUUUCUGUCCUUUAAAAAACAAUGUAUAAUAUGUGUUGGUGCAACAAAUUAGUAAAAUGCAAAUUGCAGUUGAACGCAAACAGCAAAAAAUGAAAAAAAAUGCUGUUGUCAUUAAGUGAAAGACAAGCUUUUGAAGCUCUGUUCUUAAGGGGUUAAAUGACUCAAAAUGUAUUUCAAAUAAUGCUUUUUAUUUAAGCAUCAAAUCUUUGGAUACAGAGUGUUACUGCCGUCUGCCGGCAUUUAGAGCCAGGUCCGCCGUCCUUAAGGGGUUAAAGAGACACUAUAGUCACAAGAACAACUUUAGGUUACUAAAGCAGUUCUGUAUGGAUCAUGCCUUUGAAGUCCUAAUCUCCAUUCUCUGCAAAUUAGAUGUUAAAUCACUUUUGUUUAUGUUUAUGCUGCUCUAGCCUAACCUUUCCUGGCUAUGACCCCUCCUGUCACUUACCUGGGUCCAGCGCCGAUGUCCCUCGGCGCUGUCUCAACUCCGUCCACACUUCUCCUUCGCCGAUGUCAGCCAGCGGGCGAGACCUAAUGCCAUGCGUGGCAAUGGCCUCGCUCACAUUAGGAUUUCCCCAUAGGAAAGCAUCAUUCAAUGGAAUGUCCCGCAACGCUAGAAGUCCUUAUGCAUAGCGUGAGGAUCUCCAGCGUCGUUUAGACGACCAAAAGUAGUCUGAGCAUCCGGAAAUCCUGUAGUGGCUUUCUGGUAGACAGCUUCUAGAUGAGGAAUUAACCCUAACAGGUAAUUAUUGCAGUUUAUGAAAACUGCAAUAAUUACCACUUUAGGGUUAAGGGUGAUGGGUUUAAUGAGCUGAAGUGGUCUGGGUGCCUACAGUGUCCAUUUAAUCACACACAGGAGGCUCCUGAAAGGUCUAGCAAACUAUUAAGGGAACACUGUACCCUUAUGUGUUAAAACACUAUCUAGUUCCCUGCCACCCCCCUUGCCCUCCUAAAUAUACUAAAGGCUUACCUUUUAUUCCAGUCUGAUAGUGCUGGCUCUGCCUCCUUGGCUGACAUCAGAAGUGAUGAUCUCAGCCAAUCACAAAGCAAGAAAGCAUUGUGCCAAACGCCACCCUGGCCAAUCAGCAUCUCAUCUUAGAGAUGCAUUGAAUUAAUUAAUUUAGUUCAGUGUCUCCAUGCAGAGGGUGGAGACACUGAAUGUCAGUGCUGCACGCCCCAGGAAGCACUUCUAGUAGCCAUCUGAGGAGUGGCCAGUGGAGGUAUCACAAGGCUGUGAUGUAAACACUGCCAUUUCUCUGAAAUCUGUGUUUACUGCAGGGAGAGACUAUACUCACCAGAACAACUACAUUAAGCUAUAGUUGUUCUAGGAACAAAGCAAGAGGUAAUUCUAAAUUAAACAGAAUUUGCAAUAAAGGAAGUGUAAACCUUUGCUCACCCUUUACAGGAAGUGUUUAGGAAGGCUGUGCAAGUCACAUACACGGAGGUGUGACUAGGGCUGCAAAAGCAAAGUGAUUUAACUCUUAAAUGGCAGAAAAUUGAGCAGUGAGACUGCAGGGGCAUGACCUAUACACCAAAACGGCUUCUUUAAGCUAAAGUUGUUUGGAGACUAUAGAGUCCCUUUAUGUAAGCUGUCAACUAUUGUAUGUUGAAAAAGUGUUUGUUUUUUUGUUGUUUAUGUGAUUUUCCAAGCAGACAUUAUAGAACUGAUGACUUGUUUUUAUUAUUUUUUUUUUUUUUUAACAGAGGUCUAAGCAUAUGCUAGUAUUUAUUUCAUGUGCUCACUUUGUAUUCGUUUUCUUUUCUUUUUUCUAAACAUUACACAAAUCCUUACUUCUUUAUACAAGUUUAUACAAGAUAUAGUUUUGCGUAUAUCAAUGAAAAGGAUUUUUAUGUGCUAUGUUUGGUAUUGUUGUAGAAAAGUCAAGGCUGGCAUAUUAAAUUAUUUCUAUGCAUUUGUUUUUUGUUCAAGAUUUAUUCAAAGUCUUCUUUCCCAUGAAGAAGUUGCACCGAAAGAUUUGUCUGAGCUUGUAGUGUGUCUAGAUAUAUGUAAGUAUUUUGUAAUUGUUUUUACUUCUUUUUUUUACUUUCCCCCCCACUCUUACGCUUUACAUUUUUAUACAUAGCUCAACUAAUAAUGGGGCAUAUUUGUCUUCAGAUAACAUAUGCUAAAUAUUUUCCUUCUGUCAGUUACUUGUGACCUGCAGUUCAAGAUGGAUACAGAUCGAUUUGGGGGGCGCCCCUUUUUAAAUUACACGUUUCCCUCUUUGUGGUCUGGGUCUAGAGCCACUCAUGGAGUGACAAAUGGGAAGGUUUACUUUGAAAUAAAGGUAAGUCUUUUACACACAGUUCUUACUUUAUAAUUCUAUUAUAAAUUUUUUCCAGAAGGUCAAAAUAAAGGUUGUGUAGUGGUCAUGGUGUCAGGAGUGCCAUGGCCCCCUUCUAGAGUAAUCUAGCAAACCAUUUUAGGAUGGUUUGACAACUUACCUGUGUACCCCAGCUGCCCAUGCCAUAUCCGGUCUUCUCCUGCAGCAGCAUUCAGAUGUCUUCAGUGAGCUUUGCAGGUUUGAUACAGGACUGAGCCCAUUGGCUGAGAGUGCUCAGCUUUUUCAGCCAAUUCACCCCUGCUUUGCUCAGUUCCUUAAAAAUUAUUCAAAUUCUUGUAGUGGUUAUGGUUUUCGGAGCAACAACUACAAUUUAUUUUUAUUUUCCUCUGAGUUACAUAUUUUGUGUAACACCUUUUGUCAAAUCUGUGUUUGACAGCAAGGUAUAUAAUUUUAUUUUUCAUCAUUAAAGAAAAGAUCAUAAUCCCCAGAGCUCAUCAACAUUUUUUUGUUGUUUUUUAUUUUUUUUACAAAAUAGCAUGGUGGGGAGCAGAGCCAGCAGGCGAAUGGAGUAGACGUGCUACAAGGGAGGUUCGUGACCAUAAACCUGUAAAAGCAUUAUAGAUCACUUAACCUUCUCUGCUUUUGUGGUAUAAUGAGCACCAACUCUAUGGGAAAGAAGUCCAGACAGCAAGACCCAUUAAACCAGCAGGUGCCCAAGAUAUUGGAGCCCUUCUCCUGCGGCCUACCAAGGCCUCUGGCACCUUCUCGACAAAAGAAAAUGCUGCCUCGCUUUUAGCCUCCUGAGGGACAGGCCAUGGAUGUGCUGGGGGACUACAUCACUCCUCCUCCGAUGAGGACAAUGAGCUGCCAUUUACUAAAAGUGACAUCAAGGUGCUUCUCCGCAACAGUCGCCGGCUAUUUGCUGUGGACAUGGCCAUAGUGCGGGAAGAAAUACACACUCUGGAGAAAGUCACACAGGGCCUAACUUCAAGAUGCCUUACAAUAGAAUUCCUGAUGGCUAAGCUCCAAAGGACCCAAACACUAUUCAUUACUCUCUUGGAUGCCAUUAAAGACAGGCACAGGAGCCAAAAUGUCACAAUUAGGAGCAUCCCUGAGACUGUUAUUCCUGAGGAGCUACCGCAUUACACCAGGAGGCUGUGGAGCACUUUACUCCCCUCCAGGCAGUCCAAACAAGCCGUGGUGGACAGGAUAUUCCGCAUCCAAAAACCAAAAGAAGGUGUAGCGCAAUGUAUGAUGUAAAAUAAAUUUGUAAAGUAUACUUGACCUAGUAUAUUACAAUAGUGUUCUUUGAAAUUGGCAGAAGUGCCUAGAAAAGGGAUACAAAACUCCAAUAGUGUAAAAUAGUUUGUGUCAGGUUGAGGGUAAGAGUUUUAUCAAAACCACUCACAUUUUCCUGAGCUAUAAACUUACCGUAGCUCAGGGAGGAUAUUCCACAUACCAAAAGAAACCAAGGCCAUAGCGGAAUCAUCAAGGGACGUUAACCUUCAGUUUCAGGCAAGGUCAGCACAAAUCUAUGCUAUGAAUUAGUUAGUUUAGAUCACUGACUACUACACUUUGUAACCACUCCAUUCCAUAUCAUUGGGUCUUCCCCUGGAGCCUGGUCAAAUCGCAUGGUGGGAAAAAUAUAAGAAUUACCGAUGCCUCAGAAUCGGAAUCUGUGCUCUUGGCAUUGGGGCUGCCGCUACAUUAGAAACCGGAGGCCCCUAUUCCCAUUUAGGGCGUUUCAAAUACCUUAGUUGUAUCUAAAAUUGUUCCAUUCCAGCCAUCCGGGUCUCCCAAUGCAGGCUCAGGCGCCUCUUCAGCGAAGUCGGCUUCCUCUAGCCCACUGUGGGCAGAUGAACGCACACUAGACACCUAACGAUCUGCAGGGAACUACCAAGACAAUUGGCUGGCAGGAUUGUUCUCUUCUCUUUUACCUUCCAUCUCCGAGAACCACGUUCAGUUUUAUUAUUUUUUUAUUUUAUUUAUUAUUUUUGCAGUGCAUGGGUGAACAAAGAUGCUUGUGCUGCCACAUCAGCAGAUGCAAGCGCAGAAUAGUGUACAGUGUAGACAUUUUGUGGCAUUUAAUAUCGGCGCAUUUUUUGUUAGUAAAGUCAUUCUAGGUAAAUAUUUAGGAUGCUGGCUUAGUAAAUACGAUAGGUACAUUAGCUUUGGUAGUGAAUAACUAGUGAGAGACAGUAUGAUAAAAACAGCUAGGUGUAUCUCUGUGAACAGAACAAGUAUGGUGUACUAUAUGUGCUAUAUGUGCAAGUCGUGAUAUGUGGCAGACAUACAUGGUAAAUGAUGAAAUAAGUACGUAUAUAGCCUGACAUCUGUAUAAGGCAAUUGACAUGACAAUUGACUGGCUAAAGACACAACAGAGCACAGUCUUUAGGCUGGCACUAGUUACGCCCGCUAAACAAGUUAAGUUACGUGGUUGGUAUAGUUAGAUGCAAUAGCGUAAAAUAAAAUAAACGUGCUAUGCUAAUUAUAGGCUAAUUCAAGGGUGAGGUUAGUUACUGUAGUUUGGGGUCCUCCUGAGUGUCGUGCUGCCUGUUAAAUUCCAUAUUCUCGCUUGUGUGGCAUGGCAAGACCCAAGGGAGUACAUGGUCGGGUUGCAAUGAGUUCAGGAGACCGUGGGUAGUCUCGCUUUCAUCCGAUGCUUUCUUUCAUGUAACGGCAGAAGCCUGUCUGUGGAUUUCGAUGGUCCGCUGCUGUGCAAGUGUGAGUAAGAGUGUCCCCUCCAGCCCCAUGCUGGUGUGCAGGCCUGCAUCUCAUGGCCACUAACUCGACAUCCUUUGGGGCCCGAGUGCUCUCCCUGCGUGGGAGUGACAGAUAAUCUGGUCAACUGUCGCUUGUGGUGCUUAUGCCUCCAUGCAUGUGGGCGAUGCUUUCGGGGUUAUAGCCCUGUGGUCUGCAGCCCGGGUGGGCCAGGAAAAGUGUGGGUGGACGGAUGUGGUAGUUUUGCACCCAAGGGUUUUCCCCUCACCUCCCACCGCCUGUGUUUCCGCUCAUCUGCCGUCUGUGUUUCAGGCAUGUCGGUUCGGGCUGCUAGUUGCCGCUCUUAGUGUGUCCCAGAAAUGGUUAAAAAUCGCCUUCAGACGCUGCGAGAGAUCAGACUGUUGCUGGUGUGUUGGCAGCAUGCUCUGCUUGUACAGUAUGCUGUCAGCCACCAUCUUGGAUGCGCCAUGUGAAGGGCUGUACCUCCGCGGCUUAGGUUCAGGCUUGUGGUGAGCUCUUGGCUGGUUGCCCCAGAUGUCUAGUGAGGACCGGUAUAACCCCUGUCGGUCCAUGGGGGGGAGCUGGUGCUCGGUGUGUCUUCCCAGCCCGGCAGUUAGGCUCCGCCCACCCCCUCUCAGUUUUAUUAGUUUUGUGUUGAGCAACCUGAAGUUUAAAUGUCUGUUAGCUACAGGUAUUUCUAGUUACUACUUUGGUACUUGGGGAGAGUUCAGGCUUGCAUGCAUUCUACCUCUACGCCAGCUCCAGGUCACAUUAAAACUAUAGCUGAUAUAUUAUCAUAUAGUUUUCUAUCUAAUGUAAGCAGAUUUGUGUUAUUCACAAUGAAUAAAGGCUAGAGAAUGCCAUAAAGGUGGAAAGUGAUGGAGUAACAGUCAUCCUUAUUAUAUUUAUUGAAAUGUGUUUUUGCAUAUGUUCAAGUAUAUAUGUUAUACCUUAUAUUAGCUCAGAAGGGGCUCUUUCCAGCUGUUAUAUGUGCACUUUGCAUGCUUUUGCAAAUUUGUUGAUGACUAAGAUGUUUUUAUGCUGCUUGAAUUCUAUGCCCAAGAAAAUAAUUAAAAGAUAAAAUAAAACAAAAAAUUACAAGGUUGCACUCUUUCAACUGUCAGACAACUUGAAGGGUGGUUUCCAUCUUCUGUAGGUGAAAUAGCUCAGUGGGCUAAUGCAACAGCAGAAUCUGUUCUAACCCUUGGGGGUCGCAGGUUCAAAUCCCGGCAGGGUUUACUCAGCCCUUCAUCCUUCCGAGGUAGAUAAAAUGAGUACCAUUAAAUUGGGUGAUCGUAACAACCCCUGGAUGUUGGGCUAAGGUAACAUCCCCAGGACGUACUUGGAAACCAGAGCAAUCUGAAUGUACCUUUCCUGGUUAAACACUUUGUUAUUAUUAUUAUGUAGGAAAUACUAUUAUUCACAUCUGCAAAUAAAAAAUGUAAAAAACAAAUCCACAUACCCUACAUGUUUGUGGUUUGAAAUGACCGCUCUGUAAAUAUUAUGCUAAAGGGUUUGUCUAUUAAUGAAGAUAUGUGGUGAGUGACUAAAAAUUGACUUGCGUAAAGACUGAUAGAAUCUGUAUGUUUGUUGUAUAUGGAUUUAAUACGCUUGCUAAUUCUGAUCUUUCCUGUCAUCCUACUGGCUCAACAAAACUUCUCAUUUUUUCCACAUUAGAGAACUGUGAAUCUUCCCCUGAGAGAUGGUUUUUCCGAAUUCCCAUUGCUACGUGUUGGAUGGUCUGUUGGCCAGUCUGGACCUCAGUUAGGUAAUUUCGAGGUCACCUGUGUUGUUGUUGCACAAGAUUUCAAAUUUGCUGUAUAUCUCAAAUUGGGUUUUGGGAAGUAGAAAGUAGCCACUGGUCCUUUUGAGUCAUAACAUGUGGCUUGGGUUAAAAAAAAAAAAAAAAAAAGGGUAUCUGCUGAAAUGGAAAAAGAAAAGGGAGGGAGGUCGCUUGAACAGAGACUUCUCCAAAUGAACAGAGCCUAACCCUAAAUAUCUUCAAAGGGGUAUGUAGUGUGAUCCCCCUUAAAGGGAUUCUCCACUGCCAAAAUACAAAUAAAUAAAAAUUACCGUUUAGUAGAUAUACCCUAAAUGAUAGCAUGCAUGCUUCUAAUUAAGCAUUUUUCAUUGGGUUAUAUCUAAAAACCUAUAGGCAAAACCUGAAUUUUUCUUGUCUGUUGCCUUUUCUCCCUUCUAACCCAACCCAGACUUUCUGUGACAGUCUAAUCACAGACUUCCCUAAGUGUCUUAAUGAUAAGCCUUUGGAAGGCAGGUGCUCUGGGUAAUUGCUGCCUCUUGGGUUUAGCUCCAUUGAGCUAACCAAACCAGGAAGUACCAGGACCUGUUGUCUGCUUGUAAGCGAGAGUGGUCUUACCAGGUUAGUUUAUAAAAGUUUCAAUUUCUAUUGAAAUCUGCACUUUUGCAAAACGAAAAGCGGACACACUCUUCACACUUAAAGCAUUUAAGCAAGCCAAAUUGCGUUAGAGGUCUGAAGUGUCUCUUUAAAGAGGAUCUGACUGAAGAAUCCCUGAUUCUAUAAGUCCAAAUGCUUAAUUUUUUUUUAUUUUAAAGUGCUUGUCCUUCCUUGUUAGUCAUUAAAUAAAGUGCUAAAUUACUCAGUAAUUAGCAAUACUGACCAAGAUAGUUGAGUAUUUUGCUAAUUGCAAAAGUGAAAAAGAAAAGCAAAAAGAAACCACCACACAAAAAAUUGUUUGCUUGUAUUGGUAAUAUCCAUUAUGUAAAAUCUUUUGUGUGAGGGAUAUCUCAACUAAACUAUCCAUAUAACAGGGAUUAGCAUGUAUUCAUUAAACCUUAACCCCUUAGUGACCAGACCGUUUUUCAAUUUUACUAUUAAAGACCAGGGCUCUUUUUACAUUUCUGCGGUGUUUGUGUCUAGCUGUAAUUUUCCUCUUACUCAUUUACUGUACGCACACAUAUUAUAUACUGUUUUUCUCACCAUUAAAUGGUCUUUCUACAGAUACCAUUAUUUUCAUAUCAUAUAAUUUACCAUAAAAAAAUUAUGAAAUAUGAUGAAAAAAUGUAAAAACACACUUUUUAGAACUUUGACCCCCAAAAUCUGAUGUGCAUCUACCACCGCGAAAAAACACCCAUGCUAAAUAGUUUCUAAAUUUUGUCCUGAGUUUAGAAAUGCCCAAUGUUAACAUGUUCUUAGCUUUUUUUGGGGGGGGGGGAGUUAUGGGGCUAUAAGUACAAGUAGCACUUUGCUAUUUCCAAACCAUUUUUUUUUUCCCCAAGCUUAACGCACGUUAGAUGGUAACACUGAUAUCUGUCAGGAAUCCCUAAAUAACCCUUCACAUGUAUAUAUUUUUAAAAAGAAGACAACCUAAAGGUAUUAAACUUGUGGUAUUUUGACUCUUUUCAUGCCACCAUUUUACCACCAAUCUAUGCCAAUUAAAACAAAAUUUAAAAAAAGAAUUGGUGAUAUUUUUGACACGCAUAGCAAUUUAAGAAUACAUGUACGGAGAACCUUAAGGGUUACUGCCAAAGCACACCCCAAUAUGUGUUCACCAACAUCUCUUGAGUACAGUGAUAUCUCCCCCAUGUAUAGGUAUGUCGGGUUCUCUGGGGGCUAAAUUGUCUUUUUAGUUUUUUAUGUAUUUUUAAUUAUUUUUAUUUUUUUUAAAUAAAAUAUAAUUUUUAAUAAUUUUUUAUAAUAAAUAUGUAUAAAUAUAUACUGUGUAUAUAUUUUUUAGCAUUUAUUAACGUUUAAUUUUUUUUCAUUUAUUUAUUUAUUUUUUUACAUUUUCACCAGCAGGGGGACUGCUUGUCAGUUCAGGCAGUCCCCAUGCUGGCAGCACUAUGGACAUAUAUGGUGGUCAUGUGGGGGUCCUUUUUUGCAGAGGACAGACAAUCCCCCCCCCCUAAGAAGAAUGCCGAUCGCUGGCGGGGGAAUGGUGGCGAUCGGUAAGUACAUGGAGAGGGGAGAGGGAGGGUAGGGGUUACAUUUUUUUAAAUUAACAUUUAAAAAAAAAAAAAAAUUCUAUUUACGGAGUGCCUCGACCCCUCACUGCUGGGUUCCACGUGGAGCGACCCCGAAGUGAUCGCUCCGGGGAGAGCGUUCACCCGGUGUUCUCCAGGGGCCACUGGCAGUGAGGGGGGUACCAUUAGAGCUGCAAUACCUUUAGAGCUGCUGGAAGCGCUCCGAUUACCCUCGGACGUACCUGAUACAUCCUUGGUCCUUAAGAGGUUAAAGGAACAUAGUUACAUAGCUGAAAAAGACUUGCGUCCAUCAAGUUCAGCUUUUCUUACAAAUGUUUUUGUUGUUAAGCCAAAAAAGGCAAAAACCCAGUCUGAAGUGCUUCCAAUUUUGCAUCAGACUAGGAAAUAAAUUCCUUCUUGACCCCAAUAUGGCAGUCUGAUAUCUCCUUGGAUCAAGAAGUUAUUACACCACUAAUUAGAAAUGGUAUCCCUGUGUAUUAUGUUUUUUGUACUUUUGUUGAACAUUUUCUAGUGCCAUAAUAUCCUUAUUUAGAGCAGGUACCCAAAAUUAUACAGCAUAUUCAAAGUGUGGUCUUAUCAGCAAUUUAUAAAGUGGCAAAAAUAUAUUUUCAUCAUGAGAAUUUAUGCCCCUAUUUAUAAGACAAUGCCUUACUGGCCUUAACAACUGGCGAUUGACAUUGCAUGUUGCUGCCUAAUCUAGUGUCUAUAACAAUUCCCAAAUCCUUCUCAUGUGUAGUUAUCCCUAAUUCACUACCAUUUAGGGUGUAAAACGUGCAUUCCUGACCCAAUAGUGUAAAAAACAUUAUUUAUUUCCCAGUCUCCCCUUAGCCCACUUAAAAUGGUAAUAAACUUACCUUCAUUGCAGCAGGGCACGGUGCUGGCUCCACCCCUGAUCCACCUCCUUGACUGAGAUCAUAAGAACGGACUAUCUCAGCCAAACCAAUGGUUUGGAAAGUAUUGGGAGGCUAAUGCGCACGUGAGGUAAACCACCCCGCUGUCCAUUCAGCAUCUCCUCAUUGACUCAAUGCAUCUCUAUGGGAAAAGGUCAGCGCUUACGCAGAGCAUGGAGAUGUUGAAUGGUACUGACCCAAGAAGCACCUCUAGUAGCCAUCUGAGUGACAGCCACUGGAGGUGUCCCUUGUUCAGUAGUGUAAAGUGUUUGUAUGAAAAUGCCUGCAGGGAUGGAUUAUAGUCAUCAGAACUUGUGACUAUAGUUCCCUUUAAAGAGUAUGUAUUCCAUAUUGAAAUGGAUAUAACUGUCAGUCACAAUAUUAUCAAUUGUAUGUGCCCUCAUAAGGAUUAUGUAGCCAAUUCUGAUUAAUGUUUGUAACUGAAGAUUCCACCUUGUAGGGGCCGAGGUGCACAAAGAAUAUGGUGCAAUUAAAGGAUCACUAUAGUGCCAGGAAAACAUACUCGUUUUCCUGGCACUAUAGUGCCCUGAGGGUGCCCCCACCCUCAGGGUCCCCCUCCUGCCGUGCUCUAGGGGGUGGAAGGGGUUAAACUUACCUUUCUCCAGCGUCGGGCGGGGAGCUCUCCGCCUCCGAUCCUCCUCCUCUCCUCCCUUUCGGCUGAAUGCGCACGCGCGGCAAGAGCUGCGCGCGCAUUCAGCCAGUCCAUAGGAAAGCAUUAUCAAUGCUUUCCUAUGGACGCUGGCGUCUUCUCACUGUGAAAAUCACAGUGAGAAGCGCAGAAGCCCUCUAGCGGCUGUCAAUGAGACAGCCACUAGAGGCUGGAUUAACCCUAUUAUAAACAUAGCAGUUUCUCUGAAACUAUGUUUACAGAAAAAAGUGUUAAUCCUAGCUGGACCUGGCACCCAGACCACUUCAUUAAGCUGAAGUGAUCUGGGUGCUUAUAGUGGUCCUUUAAGGCAAUUCAAAAGUAUAGAGCACCCAAAGUCAGCUUAGCCUAAUAUAAUACAUUUUGGAAUGUUUCAAUAUGUAUUCAAUAAGGCUAAGUGUUAUUUUUUUUUCUUCCCCCAAGUGGAUUCUGUGUUUAUUCACUCUGGUUGUUGAGGAAGGAUCCUUAUAAGGACACAUAAUUAAUACGAUUGUGACUGAAUAAUCCCUAGUAUGUGGAUAAUUUAGUUGGGAUACCCCUUACACAAAUGCUUAAAGUAUAUUCCCAAUGCAAGCAUACGUUUGGUGUGAGAAGCUUUCUUUUUGCUUUUCUUUUUCACUUUUACAUUUAUCAAAAUAUUAAACAAACUAGUCUGUAUUGUUAAUUACGGAGGCUAAAGUCUGAGUAAAAAGGACGCACAGGCCUACUUUAACUAAAAUUAAGGAUAUUGGACUUGUAUAAUUUGGGAUUCUCCGGUCAAUUCCUCUUUAAGAGGGAUCAUACUACACACCGAAUCUACGUAAAUACAUGUUUAGGUCUGAAACCCUAUGGCAAUCUCUGCUCAUUUGUAGGUUCAAAUAACAAAGGAAGGAAAAAGUGUAUCUAGGCGCUUUUUACAGCAAAUAUUUUUGUUGAUGGUAAAAAGUGAUCCCCCUAGCAUUAGAGAAUACAAUGAAAACAAGACUAAGUACCAAUACAAACAAUAAGAACCAAGUGUAACACACAAAGACAAUAAAAUUACUUAUGUAGAUAAAUUGCAGGGAUCUUAGAAUCAUAGACCUUCAAGAGAAAAUAUAAGCAACAUAGCGUAAAACAGUUUGGUACAUACAAUGGUGUGUGUUCAAGUGGAACCACACUCUUAUGAUGCAGAGCCGUAUGCACAGCCCAAGGGUGCCUAUCCAGGCUAAACAAAAUUCAGGAGAUGAACUUUGGAGUAAAACAAAUAGUAGAUGAUUAAGGAGAAAUGCCAAUACUUCACUUUAAGCAGUGUAGCGGAUAUUAAAAAGCAAGUUCACUUAAUAAUAAAAAAAGCUGGCAAUAUCAAACCUUAACAAACAUCUCUCUUAGCAGACUUGUUUUGACCUUAUUAGGUCAUCUUCCAAGUGCUUAGAGUCCUUACUCUGGAUCUGUGGCUUUUAUAGUUGGUUAAUUAGUUAAUCAGCUUCUCCUUUGUUUUCUUCCGGGUAUCCACUUCCGAAUCCGGACUUCGUCGAUCAUCUGAUGUUCUACUUCCGGUUUCAUAUUGAUGUCACUUCCGUCCCCGUCAUAUGACGAGGCAUCAGUGUUGCCGGUCUGCCCUCACUGUGUAUACAGAGUCCAUAUAUUUUAUGGGCAAAUACAAUAAUUUAAGUCCUUACCCUCACCUUAAUCAUAACAUUAAUAAUAGCGAUAUGUAAUCUAAAAGACCUAAAUAUAUAUUCUCUCAAUGUGUUUAACACCUUAAGGACCAAACUUCUGGAAUAAAAGGGAAUCAUGACAUGUCACACAAGUCAUGUGUCCUUAAGGGGUUAAAAACCAAGAAGAAACUCUAAAAUGCAAACACAAUCAUAAAAUAUGGGUAAAGAGUAGUGCUAAAAUCAUAAAAAAAAAAAAAAUACAGGUUACACAUUUUGUUAAACAUAAAAUCUAAAAUAUUGUAAUUCUUAUUUCAUAUAUCACAAACACACACACACAAAAAAAAACUUUAGUAUUCUACUUCCUUCGGGGGAUCUGGUGUUAUACGGCAAGAGUGGGGACACCUUAUAUAAAAUAUAUAGAUCUUCUUUUUUGUUUAUUAAUAAUACAUAAUCUAAAAAUAAAUAACUAUAUAUAUAUAUAUAUAAUAUACACACACAUAAUAGAAAGUGAAGAAACUUAAAAUCUAAAUUUAGACCAUAUGGUGCUAAAGUGUUCAUUUCAUAGAUCCACUUGCCUUCCACCUUUGCAAACUCUUUUAUGGAGUCUUUCCCCCUCCAGUUGUUUUUUUUGUCGUUUAAAAAUUACACCAUGACGUAAAAGAGUGGAAUCACCAUUGUGUACCUCAGAAAAAUGUGCAGAGACACUAUGGUUCAUAUACCCUCUCUGGAUAUUGUCCAUGCGUUCAGCUAUACAUAUUUAAAAACUUCCUUGUAGUCAUGCUGAUGUAUUGUAAUCCACAUAAGCACCAGAGGAGGUAUAUGACAUUAGAAGAGUAACAUGUGAGGACACAUUUAAUUUUAUAAGUUCUUUUGGUAGAAUACGAUUUACAAUCUAUUUUUUAUUUUAAAUUAUUUUUGCUGAAAUUGUCCUUUUACAUGCCCUGCAUAACAAGCUCAUGUUAAACGAAAACUCUUUCUUAUGCAUUAAGCCGUAAUAGUGAGAAACUAAAUUGUAUUACUUCAGGGGUUGUUGGUGUGUUUAAUUAUCAUAGCUUUAGUGUUAAUGGAGUAGCCAUCCUGCUAUGGCUGUUAUUCUGUUGUAACACCCAUCCUUUCACUCCCAUUUACAUCCUGCCCACUUACAUUCCUGAAUAGCCCUUUUUGGAAACUUAAAAGCUUAUUGGCAUCCGAACAGAGCUAAAUCUGUGAUUACUUUCUGAUAUUUCUCAAGCAAAGAAUGAGCUAUGCUCAUCAAUUGGUCAAGCACAGCAACUAUGUUAUGUUAUCACAGUGACAGAAAGCAGAGGAACCAUCUGUAGGAGGGAUCUUCUGCUCUCAUUUCACUCAGUUCCUGGCAUAGUUGCUGUGCCAGAUUGACAGAUUCACUUUGUUGUCCUGGACACUUAAUUAUACAUAUUUUAAAAAGCAGCAUAUAAAGAAUAUCCUGCUGUAUAUUGGUCUAAAAUUCCACAGGUAGGAAAUUGGAAUCCUACAGUAAAUAGUCUCAUUACAUUGAGUUCAGUGUAAAUCCAUGUUAUUGGCAUCUGUGGACAAUCACCACUCUGCAUAGAAUUAUCACUAAACAAAUUUUACCUUUCUAUUUUUAUCUUCCUCUGUAGGGGAGGAUGAGCUGUCUUUUGCUUAUGACAGCCGAGGCUUCAAGGCUUCCAAUUCACAUUUUGAAAUUUACGGGAAAACCUUUAGAGAGUACGAUGUGAUUGGCUGCUAUGCUGUAAGUUAUCCUUCACAAAAUGUAAAAGAUAAAAGGAUUUUUAUGUAAUGUAGAUUUGAGUAUGUAUGAUUUUAUAUGUAAAAAGGUGUAUGAGAGAUUAUAGACAUGCUGCAUAAUUUCAGUUUAAGCAAUUUGUAAAAGCCGUCAUUUUAACAAGAUGCGUCUAUUUUCAAAUAGUUUUUAUUUGGAUAUUUUUGUAAUUACAUAACAAUAUUAUAAAUAUUUUAUUGAAUACUAGAAGAUUAUAUCAAUCAGUGGUAUAAUACAAUAAAAUGUAUAAAUAAUUACGUGUCUAUAUUCUUUCUCUUUCCCAGGAUAUGGAGGGUGCGUCAGUAGAGUUAUCUUUUUCCAAGAAUGGAGUAGACCUUGGUCUGGCCUUUGUUGUGGAAAAGAGUUCUCUUGGAGACACGGCACUUAUACCCCAUGUGAUAUGCAAAGGCUGUGCAUUUCAGGUUAACUUUGGAAAGAAGCUUCAACCAUGGCAUCAGCCACGUAGUGGAUUCAAAUAUCUGCAAGACAUGACAUCACAGGAGCUGAGACGAACAUCCCCAGUGCCAAAAUCGAUAGAGGAAUGUGAGGUAUGUCACAAAGUGGUAUGAAAAUAAGAUCGUUAUAUUACAAUAAAAGAUGGCUGAACUCAACUAUUUAUUUACUAAUUUCCCACGGGACUAAUGGUGCUCACCUCAAAGGACUCUUUCCUGGUUAAGGAACCUUCUGAUAUGGAGACCCACCUUUAUUAAUUGCAAUUCCCAUCAGUGCGUAUGCUAUGGCCGGAUCUGCUGACCUUUUACUCCGGUGCGCCCAAGUUGUCCUUGACUCCACUACCUCUUUGACUACACCGGAACCACCAACAGGCUGAUAGGACCUCUGGUGCUUCCAAGUAGGAGUAAUGAGCUAAGGCAAGGUGCCUGUGGAUAUGUAACCUUGAGCAGCACCUAUUAUUUUUAUUUUUACCAUUUAUAUGGAUUCAGUAUUUAAUUUCUUAAAUCUCAGCUGUAUCAUCUUUUGGAGACUAAAGUGACGUGGUCUGCAGGGGAGGUUUGGAGGACAGUUAUCCUGAUUACACUAAACUAGAUAAAGAUGGGAUCGGUCUCUGUGGUACCGCAAUUUGGUUUUGUUUCCCCUUGGAGAAGGAAAAAAAUUAUUUGAAAGGUCUUGAAUGAGGUUAUGAGUAUAACAGAACACAGGAAGAGUGAGAUUAAAAGGGUUGGAGGGUAAGAGAUAUAAACCACACAACUAAGUUGUGUAAGGUAGACAAGAGAAACCUUUUAGGUAUUGUAGAGAUGCACUUCUUUCCCCAGGUAGACUCUGGGACCUCAUUCCUCCACUUCAGCUGCUGCAUCGUAGACCCUUAGGCCAAAACCUAUCUGCAUAAACCUAAUGUGACACUACAUGUAUUUUUGAGCCAGGUCAGGGACACAAGGAUGUUAAAUUAAAAAAAAUUAAAAAUUAUUCAAAUGUGUUUCAAAAUGGUAAGCUUAGAGUCAUGUCUACAAAUGCUUGCAGUUUAGGGAAUAAUAUUCAUGAACUUGUGGCAAUAAUGGCAACUAAGAAUGUAGCUUUAAUGGCUGUUACUUGGUAAUGGUAUGAUGAGAAAAAUGACUGGGACAUAGCAAUACCAGGGUACUCUUUAUAGGGAAUAGACAGAGAAGGCAAGAAAGGAGGAGCGUUGGCCCUGUAUGUGAAGGAUAGCAUAAAAUGUAGCAGGAGACCAUAUUUAAAAGAAGAAAAACUACUACAACAAGAGGCCAUAGUCUUAAAAAUAUCAGGAAGUAUUACUUUACUGAGAAGGUAGUGGAUGCAUAGAAUAGCCUUCCAGCUGAAGUGGUAGAGGUUAACACAGUAAAGGAGUUUAAGCAUGCGUGGGAUAGGCAUAAGGCUAUCCUAACUAUAAGAUAAGGCCAGGGACUAAUGAAAGUAUUUAGAAAAUUGGGCAGAGUAGAUGGGCCGAACAUUCCAUGUUUCUAUCUAUGUUUCUAAAAUCUAACAUAAUAAAAGUUAGUGAGGCGAACAUAGUUAGUUUAUGUUACAUUAGAAUUUGGUAAUCACACAGUAACUUAUGUAGGUGUGAUUUAUAGGCCCCCUGGACAAAUAGAGGUGUUAGAUAAUCUGCUAUUUGAUGAGAUAGCUAAAAUGACAUUGAAGGGGGAAGUUAUUAUCAUAGGUGACUUUAAUCUUCCUGAUGUGAACUGGAAAACCAAAAUAGCUGCUUGUGCCAGGAGCACACAUAUUCUAAAUUCCCUACGGGGAUUAUCUCUAAAAAUAGUCGUUGAGGAGCCAACUCGUAAGGAGGCCAUACUAGAUUUAGUGUUAAAUGGACACUAUGGUCACCAGAAAAAAAACUACAGCUUAUUCUAUUUGUUCUGGUGAGUGUAAUCAUUCUCUUCUGGCUUUUUGCAGUAAACUGUUUAUUUUUUUCCAGAGAAAAAAUAGUGUUUACAUUACAGCCUAGGGAUACCUCCCCUGGUAACUCCUCAUAUGGCUACUAGUGGUGUUUCCUGGGGUAGUGCAGCACAAUGUGCAGCACAGCCAUUUGGUGUCUCCACCCUCUGCAUGGAGACACUGAACUUUCGAUGCAUUGAUUCAAUGCAUCUCUAUGAAGAGACGCUGAUUGGUCAGGGCUGUGUUUGACUUGUAUUCACUCUGUCCAUGAUCUGGCUCAUAGAAUCACUUCUGAUGAUGUCAGCCAAGCAGGCAGAUCAGGGUCAGAGUCAGAAGCAGCAGACUUAAGAUUUUGCUAUAUUUAAAAGGGAAUGAGGACGUCUGGGGGACUAGAUGGUGGUUAUAACACUCUAGGGUCAGGAAUACAUAUUUGUGUUCCUGACCCUAUAGUGUACCUUUAACAAAUUGAGAUUUGGUGUUCAAUAUUACUGUAGGUAAAAGUUUAGGAUCUAGUGAUCACCAGUCAGUGGGGUUUAAUAUAAAAACCAUGACACACCACACAAAAACAAAAGUUUUAUACUUUAUUAAAAACAGACUUUUCUAAAAUCAGAAUUUGCGUAAGGAGUCAUGAUCAGUCUGGAGCAGUUUAAAUGGAGUCCAAGAGAAAUGGGAUUAUGUAAAAGUUGCACUCCUGAAGGCAACAGAAACUUGCAUUAGGUGGUACUUUGCAGAAGUGGCCAAAAUAGUAAAAAACUGAAAGUUAGCAUUUAGUAAUUAUUAAAAAAAUAAAACCUAAAAAAACAGAGUGAGGAAGAAAGACAGAUCUAUAAGAUUAGGCAAAAAGAGGCAUAUAAACUUAUGAGCCCCCAAAGCACACACAGAAGAGAAAAUAGCCCAGUCAGUAAAAAGAGGGAUAACACCUCUAAAUGCUUACCUAGAGCAACCAAAUGUGAACACCCAGUGGUUAUUGUCUCCUGUACCUAUCUGCAGUUUUAUUAUUUUCUAUAAUGAUUUUAUCUAUCUCUGAUUCUAAUAGAGCUGCAAUCCAGUUUCAUUUGUUCUCUCUUAUUAUGAAAAUUGUAGCUUCCUUGUUAUUUAAUAGGUUGCCAUCACUUCUCCAUUAAUAUAUGUAUUAUCUUGUGAAAUGUUAAUGCAAGCCUGUCUAUUGUACUAUGCACUUCAGUAGUGGGGAAAGUAAUGGAAACCAUGUUAAGGGAUAGGAUUGAUGAACAUCUAAACUCACAUGGAUUUCAAGAUCAGAGACGACAUGGGUUUACUUCAGGAAGAUCAUGCCAAACUAAUCUUACAGGAAAAAAAAUGGGAAUUGGGGGCACACUCAGAAAUGCAUAUCCAAGCAGUGGUGUUGCUAUAAAGACCAAAACAUAUACAAAAGACGGUUAAAGGAACAGCGCACACACAAGCAAAAAUACAGCUUUACAUUUAACAAGGCUACUUAAAAUCACCUAUCUUAGCAAAUCAAUAUCUGGAUUUAGUUCCACCAUAUGGUCAUAUUGUGUUAAACCCAACACUAUGUCACAGUACCCCAAUAUUGAUCGAUCCUCCACUAAUUUUAACAUCAGAAAUUAACAUGCUAACUUAAAAUACAUACUUGCAGUAUAAACUGCUUCAAGAGACUCCUCAAUUUAAGCUUUCCAGGGGUGACCUCCAAAGGGGCCAAAGUAAUCUUAAUAUAUAUAUAUAUUGUUUAACAUUGUAUUAACUACCCACAGACUUCAGGUGGAAGGGGUUUUCAAUCACAAUUUUUCCCCACCAUAACCUAAUUGGAUUUUGCUUCCCAAGCACUACCAAGCCUCAAUAAGCAAACCAGUAACCAACCUCAUGCUGAAGAGUUGCAUUAACAACGAAACAGCUGUCCAUGAGUGGUUCACUGGUUUUGCAUCUUUUCCUAAAUUGUGUUCCAAGCAGUUGUAUACUGCAAACACAGAUUAAAAGGAAUCCAUGUUUAAAAUGGAAUGAGGCAAAAAUGUGAUUCUUUGUUAAACUAAUUUGCAUAUGCCCACCCAGAAUCCUUUGCGGUUGUAACAUCACUGCAGAUUUGGGAUUUCUGUGGGAAAAGCAAGUCUUAUGGCUUGACUGGUGUGCAGAUUUUAGUUUAACAUUGUAUUAACUAUAUAUAUAUAUAUAUAUAUAUAUAUAUAUAUAUAUAUAUAUAUAUAUAUAUAUAUAUAUAUAUUUAUUUUGAUUCGGUAACGAAACUAAUAGAUUACCAUGGUGCAGUAGACAUUGCUUACCUAGGUUUCAGUAAGGCUUUUGACAGUGUCACACAUAGAAGGCUUAUCAAUAAACUGCAAUCUUUGCAUUUGGAUUCCAAUAUUAUUAAAUGGGUUACGCAAGUGGCUGAGUGACAGGCAACAGAGAGUUGUAGUCAGUGGAGAAUAUUUGAAGCAUGGUUUUGUCACCAGUGGGGUACCUCAGGGAUCUGUACUUGGACCCAUUCACUUUAAUAUUUUUAUUAGUGAUAUUGCAGGUCUUGAUGGUAAGGUAUUUCUUUUUGCUGAUGAUACGAAGAUAUGUAACAGGGUUGAUGUUCCAGGAGGGAUAAGCCAAAUGGCAAAUGAUUUAGGUAUUUAGCUCAGUGCGGUGGAAACUGACAUGUAAUGUGGAAAAAAGCAAGAUAAAAACCCAGGGGCAAAGUAUAGAAUAUUUGAUAGAGUACUAACCUCAACAUCUAAGGAAAGGGAUUUCGGGUAAUUAUUUCAGUUUACUUGAAGGUAGGCAGACCGUGUAAUAGAGCAGCAGGAAAUGCUAGCAGUAUGCUUGGUUGUAUAGGGAGAGGUAUUGGCAGUCACAGGUGAGACCUCACUUGGAGUAUUGUACGCAGUAUUGGAAACCAUAUCUCCAGAAGGAUAUUGAUACUUUGGAGCAAUUUCAAAGAAGGGCUACAAAACUGGAUUGCAGGGUAAAACUUACCAGGAAAGGUUAGAGGAUCUUGACGUGUGUAGCUUGGAGGAAAGACGAGACGAGGAUAUGAUAGAAAUAUUUAAAUACAUAAAGGGAAUCAACACCGUAAAGAAGGAGCGUGUAUUUAAAAGAAGAAAAACUGCAAGAGGAUAUAGUCUUGAAUUAGAGGGGAAAAGGUUUAAAAGUAAUAUCCAGAAGUAUUACUUUACUCAGAGAGUAGUGGAUGUAUGGAAUAGCCUUCCAGCUGAAGUUGUAGAGGUUAACACAGUAAAGGAGUUGUUAACCAUGUGUGGGAUAAGCAUAAGGCUAUCCUUGCUAUAAGAAAGAAAAAAAAAUGGAGCAGCUCUAUAUAACAAAAUAAAAGGCAGCACACCGAAAAAAGGAAAUUCUCUAAAAGAACCCUUGAAAAUUUUUAAAAAUAGACAAUGAUAUAGGUGCGCAAGAGGACAAUAUGGGGAGAUAAUUGGGAACAGGAAAUAAAACUCUAAAUAGGUAUAUGAAAUAAAGGUGCUCUAAGACAGUGGACUUCCUGACGAGGCUGAGUUGAAGACAGGGGACUCUAAAUAUAUAGAGGCAGACAGGUAGAGGACCAGAUGAUCUCCCCUUCUUCUCCCUCCCAAGUUUGGUUGGUUUUGUUUCAUUAUAGUUUAUGUAUAAGAUAAUCUUUGAAUUGAUGCCUUUGUGGUACUGACAUAUCACUUGAUAUAACAAUAGUGAAGAGAGAAUCUGAGGCUCCCGGAGAUGUCUACUUGAAUUGAAAUGGUCCUGCGUGACCACUGGAUAUGAGAAACAGUUAUAGGACCUACAGGUAUUGCUAUCGGGGUUCUUUGUAUUUUACAGCUGCUGUGAGCAAUAUAUAUAUAUAUAUAUAUAUAUAUAUAUAUAUAUAUAUAUAUAGUUACGGAUGGUGAGGAGAAUAUUCCGUUCUGUAUGGCUAUAAGAGACGCAUCACAACUUCUCACCAUGGUUGGGUCAUUGCAUAUGAAACAACCCACAGGUUAAGUGAUAAUACUAGAGUGGGGGAAAAGUUUGACUGAAAGGGGAGGUGACCAUCGGGACCCGACAGUGCCUGUUGUUCUGCAGGAGCUAUACCGCCUACUUACCCAACUAACGCUUCUGCAGAGUAUGGUUGACUUAACCCUCCACAUUUAUUGAUCGAGAAACCCAUUUUGGCUUCCCAAAUGUCUUUAUAACGUACAGAAGCACAAUUAAUGGCUUCACUAUGUACUAAAUACAGGCAAGAGGUGACCUGUGCUUUCAUACCAACAUAGAACAGGAGCAUUCGCGGGGAACUGGGUAUGCGAUACUGCUGCCACUUCCCGAUCACUGGGGGGGAUUGGUUUGGUCAUGGCCUACUUUCCUGUUUAUCGCCUACUGUGGGGCAGUGGACUCACUUGUGGAAUGUUUUAUACCUGGGCAAACAUAAAUAAUUUUGAAGGAAUCUGUUUAUGUUUGAUAUCUUUAAAAACUAUACAGUCAUUUUAUCCGCCGCAACUGAAGCUUUUUGUACAACAUACAUGUAUAAAAGAGACUUGAUGUUUAUGAGGUUAUGUUGGAAAACCAAAAUGAAAAAAGUAUUGAUUUCCUUUCAUUCACUCUUAUCAGGUAGUGAUGAUGAUUGGACUUCCUGGAUCAGGAAAGACGACUUGGGUUAAAAAACACAUGCAAGAGAACCCAGAUAAGCAUUAUACACACCUGUGUAUAGACCGACUUAUACCACAAUUGAAGGUAUGAAGCAUGUAAUAUGGAAUAGGAAAGAAUGUGAUAUGCAAACAGUCCCACUUCUUAUUUCUAUACAGACUGUUGGACCUGAGCCUUUUGAGGAGAACUCCAAAACCAGGGACCGUUUGAUCAAGGAGGCCACACAAUGUCUAAACCAUCUCAUGCCAAUAGCUGGCCGUCGGAGAGGAAAUUAUAUAAUUGAUCAGGUGAAAAUAUUUCUGUUCAAUUCACCUACCCCACUGAUUUUUUUUUUUUUUUUUUUAAGCUUACCUAUAGCAUUUGUCAUUCUUAAUUUUCUUUUCUUCCUUCCUCAGUGCACAGUACAUGAAUGUGCUCAAAAAAGAAAAAUGAAGUGUUUUGGACAUUUCAUUCGUAAAGCAGUUGUGGUGGCCCCUGAAGAAGAAGAAUGGAAGAGGAGACUGGCGCUACGUAAAGAGGAGGGAGAGAUCUAUCCAGAGUCUAUCCUCUUAAACAUGGCAGGUAACAAAAUACUACGAACAGAAAUGUUCUUCUCUAGUAAUCAUCAUUGUCUCACAUUGAUGGUUGCCAUUUUCAUUAUUGCACUCUGUCAGACAGGUCUUUGGUGAAUUCCUGUCCUUAUCCAGUUUUGAGCAAUUCAUCGAAAGUCAGACUCCCUCAUCCCUGUGUGUUGCAAUACAUUCGUUUAUAUCCUCCACAUUCUAAUACUCCUGCACCCCCUUCAUGGUCUCGCAUUGCUUCAUUCGCCUUUCCCAAACAUCCUGCCAUUUAGACUAGGGCCCCGGCGAAUGGACUGAAUUUCAUCCUAACAGAAUGUGUCGUUUGUCAAUUAGUGUUAGGAUGCAAUUUGGCCAUUUUUUUCCCGUUGGGAAUUUCACUCAAAAGAAUGAAAUUCCAUUCCGUGCCCCGGCUGCAUCCUCUUAGUAGAUAGUCCCCUAAUUCACACAAGGAUUAGGGAGCUAUCUACUAAACACCUGAAAGACCAAAUUUGGUCUUUCAGCCAACUUUACUAAAUUAUAAGUAUAAAUUACUGUGAAAGGGAAAAAUACUUAUAAAUUAUAGGUGGAGCGCUUGUGAAUGGAAGGAGGUAUCUUACCCUUUUUCUAUGAUUCUUGCAGGGGGUCCAGGGAAGCAACAAUAAAAAAUAGGCACUAUGUAGUGCAGAUGGUAAUAUUUAGUCAUCCACAGAUUUAAAAAAGCACCUAGAUACCCUCAUAAUGGGGUUGCAGAUAUGCCUUUUAAGGAAGCAUGCCACCUCUUUUCAAUCCCAGUUGUCAAUUUCCAUGAGAAAACAGGAACAGAUAAUAGUGCAAUAUGAGUCAGAUGACCAGAAUGAUAAAAUGGUCUUGCUCACCUAAACAGGAGCCUAGCUAGUGCAUUGUGUCAGUCUAUGGAGUGACUCCUCUUCUGUAUCCUUGGUUGCUUAAUAUAGAGUGCCGGCAACAGUGCUUUGAAUUAACGAUUUAUUUAUAACAAAAUAUGUACAUAAAAACAAUAAAAGGGCCACUUAGUCCAGCCUUUAAUAUCGCCAAAACUCAUUUCACUAUGUAAAACCGCUUCCUCAGUCAUCAUCAGCCUAAAAUUUAGGGCCUAAAAUUUUUGGUUUUACCCCAUCAUACGUGUGUCUACCUGCUUUUUUAUCUGUGGAUCACUAAAUAUUACCAUCUGCACUUUAUAUUGUUCUUUUUUAUGUUUUUACAUAUGUUGCCAUCCUGAACCCCCUGUAUAUUUUACUUGUAAUUUUUAUGAUUUUAUUGUACCUGUGGUGAGGGAACCAAGGUACCCUACAAAAAUGACUUACUAUUAGUAAAUAAGGGAGUUUAAAAUAUCCCUCCUGCGAGUGGGGGCUAUUAACCCCUUAGUGACCAGACCGCUUUUCAAUUUUCUUACCGGGGGUACUGUUAUACUCUGGAGACUUUGUUGAACACAAAUAUUAGUGUUUCAAAACAGUAAAACGUAUUACAACAAUAUUUUAAUAAAUUAACGUGCCGUUUGUGUGUGAAAAAUGCAAAAAACUUUCACUGACAAUAUCAAAGCGAUCACAUGGCCCCUGGGGGGUCCUAAUUUGCUGAGGGGGGACUGUCUCGGCUGUCAAACAGUCCCCCCAUUGAAGAACACCAAUCGCCAGCAGGGGAUCGGUGGUGAUCGGGUAAGUACAUGGGAAGGGAAGGUGUUCAUUUUUUUUUUCCCCCCCCACUGAGUGCCUCGACCCCUUGAGACAUUAACCACAGGCAGAGCGUCGGAAGCCUGCCUGAUGGCUUCCGAUGCUCUGCCUCACUGCCUGGCGCCACGCGGGGCUAAAAAUAAAUAAAUGUAUUAGUUUGACUGUAUUUAAGGAUUUUUAUCAUCUCACCCCCCACUAUUAUUAGGGUGAGAGUGGUAGGUAGGGUUUUUUUUUUUUUUAUUGGUUGUAACGAGGGGCUUGGGGACCCCUUGUCAAUGGGUGGAGUGGUGAAAACUAGUGGCUUGGGGACCCCUAGUCACUGGGAUGGGGGUGACUAGAGCUUGAUGACCCCUAAUGACUUGAUGGGGGCUUUAUUUUAACAAUUAGUCACAGGUGACAAGUGAGGGCUAAGGGCAGGGGGGAUACAAUAGCCACCGGCUGCUCACAGUUUAGUAUACAUGCCACUAUGCUGCAAGUAGGGGCAGGAAGGAGAGCACAGCAAAGCUCCCUGCCGCUUCUGUCACAUAUUACAAGGAGGGAGCCACAAACCGGUACCUCCCUCCUUGUAAUAAACUAAACAAACUAACGACGACCGAAUUGAAAUUAGUUUUUAAUCAAUUUCUAUUUGUUUAUUCGUCUUUCUGAUGAAUGAAGGAAUAGCCGAAAUUCUCGAAUUUCUGACAUUAGCGAAUGCCCAAGUGUUAAACCACAGUGCUAUCUAGUGUGGGCAGAUGACUUAUCCUGCAGGGCCUUCAUCUGCCCAGACAAAGAUGGCGGUGCCUAGGACCAAGAUGCAGGCAAAGAACGAACAGGUAAAUAAAGGUGAAAUGGGGAACCUAGGGGCAUUUGGUGGUUACCAGGGGGCAAUAAUAUGUAGUGAAGUUGGGAGGGGGGGGGUUAAACUCCCCCCCCCACCCCCCCCAGAUUAAACUUUUAGACUGUAUUUCUUUUGCCGUUUGAUGUGAUGCAUUUGUUUAUCAAUAAGGAUUUAUUAGCAGAUGCAAUGUGCAUGUGACAGUGUUUGUGAUUACUUAUUUAUAUUUGCUUAUUGGCAAUUGAUCUAAUGUGACAAACCAUUUUUUAGUUAUUUAAGAGAUUAACUCUUCUGUGAACUACCAGGAAAUGGUGAGAUAUUCUCCAUAUGAGUGUACCAAGUAUUAUUAUUCUAGAUUAAUGCAGCGGUUCCCAAAGUGUGGGUUGCGCUGACCCACACAUCCAGGGCCGCCGGGAAGUCAGGCAAGCAGACUGAUUAGUCGGGCUUUCGGUCCGUGACCGCGGGCCCGACACCAGGAAGGAGCCCAGCGGCUUGCCCUGUAUGCCGCCGGGCUCCCUCCAAUCAGUCUGCCCAGCACCUCCGGUGUUCUAUCAAAUUCCCCUACCUCGUGAAAAUCCCCUACCCUCGUCACUUCCAAUGAGGGGAAUCAGCUGGAUCCUGGGCUACACAUGCGUGCUAGUACUCCUGCUACUCCCCCACAGCAAGGUCCUGGAAGGUAAGUAAAACUAGUUUUACACUUUCAUUAUAGUUAGUGCAUUUACUAAGCUUAGCCACACGGGAAUUUAGGGUUAGGUGAGGGUUCAAAUUAGGGUUAGGUAAGUGAUUUUAACCUCUCUCAAACUCUGUCUUUGCCCUAACCCUUGGGGUAAGGGUUACAAUAAAGCGUGAAAAAGCACAAUUUAGUGAUAUUCCCCUAAUGUGAAAUAUCACUAAAUAUGAACAAGUCCCUAAUCCUAACCCUAAUUUGAACCCUAACAUCAACCCUAAAUGUCCCAUGUCCUAAGCUUAGUGAAUGCACUAACUAUCCUGAAAGUGUAAAACUAGUUUUACUUACCUUCCAGGACCUUGCUGUGGAGGAGUAGCAGGAGUGCUAUCACGCAUGUGCAGCACAGGAUCCAGCUGAUUCCCCUCACAGGAAGUGACUAGGGUAGGGAAUUUUCACAGGUAGGGAAAUUUGAUAGAAGUCUCGCGAGCACCCAGAGCGUUACCAUGGCAACACUCUUGGGCGCUCGUGAGACUUUUAUUACACUGUCUGCAGCUCUGCACCCGGCGGAGCUGCAGACCGAAGAGUUACCCCACUGGACUACCAGGGAGACACUGGACCACCAUUGAAUUCAUGAAAGGUAGGACACUGCCCCCAGACAUUCUCCCUGCCCUCCCCCAAUGUAACCCCUUCACACCGUGCCCUCCGCCAAUGUAACCCCUUCACUCCCUGCCCUCCCUUUCAAACACCAAUACUACACACAAAAAGCACACCUGCAUUUCAAGUCCCACACUACAUACAAAACACCCCUGCAUUCAGAUGCAAACAUUGCAAACAAGUACACCACUACAUUCCAAUGGCAACAGUACAUACAAAUACACCCAUACAUGUACACAUAUACUUAAUACAAAAAACAUGCUUACAUUCAAACACUGCUCACAAAUAUAACCCUGCAAUGAUAAGAAAAUGGUAGAUCCCCAUCUGGUAUAGCAUUGUUGAAAUUCUCCGACAGAUGGAGAUCUACCUUUUGGCUACACUUUCACUAGAGGGGGGCCCAGAAAACAUUCUUGCACCAGGGCUAACUCUACAUUAGUUCCACCACUGGGAUAAUCAAUGUGAGGUGCCUGGAUGAAAGAGCAGGACACAGCACUUCUGAUUCUGAGUCUGUGAGUAAUCAGUUGUAUGUCUCUAAAACUGAUUGCCAUGAUGUGCAAAGUUUCUACCUCUAAAACUGCCAUGAUAUCCCUGAAUUAUGCCUCUACAACUGCCAUAUUAUGCCAAUUUUAUGCAUCUAAAACGGAUUGCCAUGGUGUGCCAAUUUUAUGCUUUUAAAACUAUUGCCACAGUGUGCCAAUUUUAUGCAUCUGACUGUUUGCCAUGAUGUGCCAAUUGUAUUCCUCUGAAGCUGAUUGCCAUGAUGUGCCAAUUUUAUGCCUCUAAAACUGAUUGCCAUGAUGUUCUGAAUUUAUGCCUCUAAAGCUGGUUGCCAUGGUGUGCCAAUUGUAAGCCUCUAAAGCGGAUUGCUAUAGUGUGCCAAUUUUAUGCAUCUAAAGCUGCCAUAAUGUUCCAAUUGUAUGCCUGUAAAGCUGAUUGCCAUGGUGUGCCAAUUGUAUGCAUCUAAAGCGGAUUUCCUUGGUGUGCCAAUUUUAUGCCUCUAAAACUGAUUGCCACGGUGUGCCAAUUGUAUGCAUCUAAAGCGGAUUGCUACAGUGUGCCAAUUGUAUGCCUCUAAAGCGGUUUGCCACUUUUUAAAAUAUGCAUUAAAAGCAAGUGGGUCUCGAAAAAUUACAGUUUUGAAAAGUGGGUCUCUGCCCAUAAAAGUUUGGCAAGCCCUGGUUUGAUUAUGUAUAUGUGUCUUUUAGCCAUACAAACAUAAUUAUCAGGGAUUUGUAGUGUUCUGUUUACCUUUCUCCCCUAAAUUUAACAAAUGAUGUCUGAUGUGAUGGGACUCACUGUAUAUAUCACUGUAUAUCCUUGAACUGAGUGCCUCCAUCUUUUCUCCCUAUCUAUCAGUGCUAUAAGCUCUUCCUUUUGCAACUGACAGCUUAAGGAAAAUAGGAGCAUGCCAUGUCUACUUUUAUAGACUGCUUUCAUUCAUUGACAUAUUUGUGCUUUUUUCCAGCUCAUUUCAAAUUCCCAAGGAAGAGGAAGAUACAUCUGGAAUCGAUCCUGUGUUCUGAGCGUAGUUACGAGGAAUCUGCAGCGGAGGUUUGGAACCGGAAGAAAGAAGCCUUUGAAAAACUGGGUCUGUUUACCAAAUAUGACUUUUUUGUUGUUGUUGUUGUUGUUGUUUUUUUUUCUUCCAUUUAGUUUUUUUUUUGUGUCUCAAAAUACUGCCCCUCAAUUUUUGGUAAAUCAAAUUUUAUUCUGUUUCAUGUAUUACAAUACAGAUAAACAGCAUUCAAGAUGCCCAUUGUUUACAGUUUCCAUGUGUUUCAUAAUAAUUUAACAGAGAGGUCUCCAUUCUGAAACCUCACAAUUAUACAUCAAUUUCCCGUAACUCAUCCCUCUCACGUUCUGUUUCUCUCUCACCCUUUCCCUGUUAAAAAAAAAAAAGCAGCUAAUUAUUAUGCUCAAACUUCAGUAUUGCUUGGAACUUCAUUGGGUCCAUAUUGUUGGGAUGGUGGGCAUGCCCACAUACGCACCAAAGACCAACUCCAAUAUGGAACGUAGUUCCUCCGUACGUUGGAACCAUAAGCUGGGGUGGGGCCAUUGGUUUUCUCCCUUAUAAUGGAAUAAGACCUUUGUUCAUGUUCAAUAUAUGAAUAGUCAUGGUCUAUUUAUACACCAAUGUACUGAUACUCUGUUUAGUAAAUAAAGAAAGCGAUAAAGCCAAGGGUUACAAUGUAGGUUCCAUUAUUUACUCCAUCAAGGGAAAUCUCUGCAUUAAAUCCCUGAUCAUGUUAUUAAUGCAUCUGUGUUUGUUGCUGUUAUUUUAGGUAACAUUUACAUUAUACGCGUAUGACCCAGGUAUAGUUGUUCUUUAAUAAAGGACAUUCCAUGCACCAUAACCACCACAGUGUAUUUUUAUGGUAAUAACGAGUUGUCGUUACAAAUGUCACUUUCAAAUCUUUGCUGUACUUUAUCUUUAUCUUUCAGAGUGCCAGCUCUGCCAUGGUUUAUUUUAGUAUCAUUUAAGGACUUCUCAUUUCCCCAUUCAGCUGGUCAACUAUUGGUAUUGCUUGAAUCAGAGCGUUGUGCUCCCACGCUAUGAACAAGCACUGUGUGCUUGUGCAGUACAAGUACCUGAAAUGCUAAAUGGACAAAUCGUGUUUCCUAAAAUUAUAUCAAAGGAAGGAAAAGUCUGGCCUUCCAAUAACAAUUUGCAAGGAUUGUUAAUGUAAUUUGCGGCAGCUGAUCACGCUUAACACUGAGCUGCACUGCCCUGCCACGCUUAGGCAAUGAGUGUUAAUUUAAUGGGUUGCUGUGUUUUAAAUGAAACUGUUUUGUUUGCACAUUCCUGACUUUGUUUCUGCAUUAUAAUUUUUAGAUUUUCUAUGCAUAUACUCUAUAAAGAUAUUGCUAUAGACAAAUGUGUUUACGCUAUUUUCUGUUCUAAUGUUAAAGUGGAUAGCUAAUUGCUGUAAGUGGUUUAGAACACCGUGCACAAACCUGGGCCACGUAUUCAUUUGUACAGAUUUCUAACAGUGUUUGUUAUUCUUUAUAUCUGCCUUUUCUGUUGCCCAAACUGUCAUAGAGUGGUCCACUUCCCUACACCACUGUGACUUAACAUUUUCUAUAUUUUCCAUUGUACAGGCCCUAUUCAGAAAGACACAACUAGGAACACUUUCAAGGAGAUUUCAAAGCCACAUCCCUAUCACCGGCCUUCACAAAUACAGCAACGUCCGAGAACAAAAGGGGUAAGAAUAAUAUGAAUGCAUGUGUUGGGUAAAGUCCUUGGGGUAUUGAUAAGGUUGGUUUUUUUUGUGCAGUGAAAUUCAUGGUUUUGGGAUGUCCAACGUAUAUUUAUUUUAUAAACCCUUUCUCAAAUAGUUCUUUCUCAUUCUUCCUUUCACUGUUAGGGUUUCCCGAAUUUUCGUGGGCCACACUCACCUCAACAGAAUAGGUUUAUUGCACCACGGAACUACAAUCUACAGUACCGAGAGCUGCAGGUGGGUGUGUCUUUCUGGGAAUAUUUGUGCAUAUGUAUAGGUUAUAUAUCCACUUACACAAAAAUAACCCCUUUGUGAAUAAACCACUAUAUGGUUAGUCAGGGCAGGUAGUAUCCGCUCUACCCUAGGCUUCAAUCCUGCAAUUCCCAUAAAGGGGAAAUGAUAUACUGAUGGGCGAGUUUGGCUGCCUUUUACUGAAUGUGGUCAUCCCUUUCAAUACUCUGCCCUACAAUUCAAGCAGGUAUCAGGAGCCGCAAAAGCCGAGAUAGUAGGGAACAACUCCCACCAAUUUCGGCACACAGCCAUACAGGUUCUGCCUCCAUCAGAUAUAUAUUCCUUGUGUCCACACAUAGAUGGCGGACACUGAGAUCAGUGGCAGCCAACAUCAGGCUCAGGCUCCCACUAUCCUCAGCAGUUGCGGAUGUCAAUUAGCCACUACACUAUAUAGUGUUAUGGGCCAAUCAAACUGAGCACAUAUAAUAAAAAGGGAACUAAAUGUUGAAAAAAUUAUAUUGAAAAGCAAGUAUAAGCUCUAAAGAUAGAACAAAAUUGGGGUUCCGCUGCGAUUUGCCCAUCUGGUGGCCCAAGCACUUAUGGCCACCCGAUCGGUAUUCCUGAACAGGGGCCUGGUCAGGUGCCGUGGCUGUUUAAGAGUAUCGGUUGCUGGGUGGAAGUGACAGCCUGUGGCUGGAGAGAGGCAGCAGCCAGCAGCACACUAUCCUCAGCCAGCAGCACACCAAGCAAGGCACCCUCCUGCAGAAAAAAAGGUAAUCUAACAGGAGGGUGAAUGCAAAUAUAAAUAUUAUGACCCGUGUGUGUCUCAUUUUGUGUAUCUGUGUGUCAAGGUGUGCAUGUGUCAUUAUGUGUGUAUGUGCCAGUGUGUGUGUCUGAGUUUGUUCAAGUGGUAUUUAAAGACACAUCAGCCUUCACAAAUAAAGCAACAUCAGAGACCAACAGGGGUAAGAAUAAUGUGGGUGCAUGUGUAGGGUAAGUCUUUGGGUUUUUUAUAUGGUUGGUUUUGUUUUUGUUUUUGUGCAGUGAAAUUCGCAUAUGUGGGAUGUCCAAUCUAUAUCUAUUUUAUGAGCCCUUUCUUGAAUAGUUCUUUCUUGUUCUUCCUUUCACUAUUAGGGUUUCCAUAAUUUUCGUGGGCCACACCCACCUCAACAGGAUAGGUUCAUGGCGCCACAGAACUACAAUCUACCGUACAGAGAGGUACAGGUGAGUGUUUCUAUCUCAGAAUAUUUGUGCAUGCGUAUAUGUUAUAUAUCUACUUAUAGCAUAUAACCCCUUAGUUAUUUCCCAGAAUAAACCACUAAAAGGUUGGUCAAUGUAGGUAGUACCAGCCCUAUCCUAGGCCUUAAGCAAUGACUCCUUUCAGUCAUAUUUUAAUUGUUUUCAUGACAUUAACCUACAGCUGUUUUACACCUCUCGUACAAUAUUAUAAUGUUGUUUGACCAGAAUUAUUAUUCUCAUUGCUCCCAGACAGCUGUAAUAUUUGUUUGUAUUUUCUCUCCAGGAUUGGCAAGACUUCAGUGGCAGGCCUCCGUACUGGAAUUACAACGAGUGGAAUUACUAAUUUUAAUGGAAAUCUUCAACAUCCGUUUUACAUUUCAAUGUAUCUAUUUUGUUUGGUUUGUGAGUUGUUUUAUUUAUUUUUUUUAAUCCCUUUGUAAUUCAUCGUUGACAAUUUAAACUAGCAUUUUUACUAUGUGCCAACCAUUACCAUCUUCUUUAAUCUCGAUUACCCAUUAACCCACAGUGGGAGGGAAAAAAAAGAGAAGAAUCAUUACUGCCUAGACAUAUAAGGCCAACCUAUUCUGUUUUUGUUAUGGUAUUUACACUGGGCAAACCCCAUUUUUGCUUGUUAGAACUUUUAAUUUGGCACUUUAAUAGAAACCUAGGUUUUGAGUGAAGUUUAAAGACAAGGGGUCAAUCUAUCCUCCCAAUUCUUAUCAACGUACAUGCUUUGUACACCAUUAAUGCAUAACCUUUGUAGUGGACUAUAUGUUAUUUACUUGUUAAAAGAUUACCUCAACCAUCAUAACCGCUAGGGCCAGUCGUUUUAAGUUUGGCCUGUUGCCGGGUCUCCACUGAAGCAAGAUUAAUGACAUCUGGCUUGUGUGAAGCUGCAGAACCUUGAUGUGGAUUUUUCCAGUCCUUUAUUGAAUUAGAUUCUGUGCAUCAAAAUUUGCACAGAAGUUAGAUUAGCCAGUGUGGAACUCUAGUUCUGGGCUGGCUCAUGAUACUGAUAGUGAUGUUGCUGAAGGUGGAGUUACACCAUCGGCAGCUAAGGGGUUAACUCGGUAUGUGCAGCAUUGAAAGUAAAAUGCUACGCUUAUAGACUCCAUCAUGGCUACUUAAAAUCGCUGAAGUAGUAAUAGUGACUGGAGUAAACCAUUGAAACUCUCUGGGUUUACCAUACGAUCGCAGAGCUCCCACUUCUGUCCACUGAUACACAGUAGAGGUGUAUAUAUGUGCAGUUUUUGACCAUCCUUCACCCAACUGUAAAGCAGUGGAAAAUCCAGUCCACUAACGUACAUAAUGAUAGAUAUUGCUCAUCAUUAUCCAACAGCCACACAUUCCUAUUGACUCCCUCACUAUGGAUAAGUAUAGUUGACAAGCAGAAUUAUUCACGCUUCAGUGAAUACGUAGGAUGAUGUGUAUGGUACUUGGCUCUAACUGAAUAAUGCUUCACAGGAGGUAAUGGAAACGGUGAACUUCCAGAACAAAGAAUAGCCAUUUUAUUUGACUUCAGAUUUUGUUUUUAAAGGGACACCAAUGAUGUGAAAAAUAAAAUUAUCUUUACCGUAAUCGAGUGUUGUGAUCAUAAAGCUCUGUGUCUGUGGAAGUUGGAUUUAUUUAAUUAACUGUAAAGCACAUGUAAUGCUUUGGUAAUACUCUAUAAUGUACUUGGCUUCCUAAAUGUGGAAGGAGCACACAGCCAUCUUCACACUAUUUAUAGGUUGUUCCCUUACAUUGCUGCAUGCAACACUACUUCUAUGUA
This is a messenger RNA of Pelobates cultripes (western spadefoot toad), 60463 nucleotides long. The record is from the annotation of a GenBank genome assembly. Lineage: Eukaryota; Metazoa; Chordata; Amphibia; Anura; Pelobatidae.